This is a messenger RNA of Podarcis lilfordi (Lilford's wall lizard), 50928 nucleotides long. Lineage: Eukaryota; Metazoa; Chordata; Lepidosauria; Squamata; Lacertidae. The record is from the annotation of a GenBank genome assembly.
CUGCCAGAGGGCAGAGCUGAGGGAGGAAGUGUAGAAAAACUGUGCUGAAAUUGAGACCUUUAUUUCCUCUCUGAAAGAACAUGGAUAAGUGUUGGGCACUCAGGCCUGAGACUGGGCAAGUACCUAGGGCAAGUGACAAGCAGGCAGAUAGAAAUGAGGUCAUAUGGUGGCAUCGAAGAGGAUCUGAUCUGGUGGUAUUCCUCGAUGGCAGUUUGCUUAAAAUGAAGGAAGACAGCAAGUGAGUCCUGGGGUGGUGACCAAGGGGAUGCGCUGUGGUGUUGUUGCAAGCCCCCAAAGGCUAUAAAAACUCCUAGGUCUGUGGCCAAUAAAACUCAGGAGCCGGGAGGAGAUAAAGUCCAGCCAUUUAUAACUUUCCAAGCAAUAGGUCGGAUUACUCCGCAAAAACUGCAGCCACGAUUCAGUGGUCUGGGGGUGAUAUUUAUAAGUUUUUACACAAAGCAUUUCAAUUUUCUCCAAUCAUAUGCAUAGAAGUAUUUCUCAUUAUCUCAUUCAGUUAUUGGAUACAUUUCGUAUCAGUGCACUUGCGCAAACUUAGCAUAAGCAUCGGCUGUUUUGCUAUAUGGCCUCAGUGUAGAAACAUUGUGUUACAUUUUUAUAGCAAAAUCUAUUGUGCGUUUGUUGAACCUACAUGUACUAGCUGCGUAUGUGCUGCAAUAAAGAUCUUAGCAGCUUCUCUUCCCAUGGCAAAGGGCACUUGCAUAACAAAAGCUUUCUUGGCAGUUUCAAAGCUUUUGCAGUUUCUUAGAAUUUUCUUAAAGCGAUAGGCUAUCAAUUUUUAGGCGCCCUUGGGGCCCCUCCCACAGUGUGAAGGCCCCAGGAAUAACAGUUGGUCAUUCCCUCCCCCAUCUAGCAGUCCUGGUGGCACAAGAAACAAGAAUCCACACAGUUCUUGGUUUGAGCCCCAUAACAGCUGAUAGUAAGGAUAGUAAGGAAAGACACAAUCGCAUACCAACAACUUCUACACAGCUCAGUUGUAUGAAUAAGUAAAAAUGCCAUCUGAAGAACACAACAAAAGAAUUAUUGACUCUUGGUUGGUGUUCCUUUCCAAAAAUUACACCAAACUCCUCCAAAAAUCGUUAUUUGAGUUUCUGGCAUCUGAAAAGGAAAUGAGCCACAUGGCACAGGGAACAUUUGGUAUAAAAAUUCCUUUCCACUCCAUACUCAUAUUGUAUUAGCAACAUUCAGAUGUGGUGCAGUUCAUGGAAGUUUCCCCAUCUCAAAGGUAUGGGCCAAGAAAAAAGUUUAAUGCUAUAAAACUCCAGUUUUUAAAAAUAAAUAAAUACGGGGCAAUUUGGGGACAACAUCUAUAACUUUCGACACUUAAAAAUAUUGCGCAGGUUGUUUUUGAUGCAAGGAUCAUGUAUUUCAAAUAUGCAUGUACUUUAUUAAGCAUUUUUCCAUGGUGUAAAAAAUCCAAGCUGAAUGUCAGGAAGGAAAACACAGAAAAUCUCUUUAAAUGUUUGCCUCCAUAUCCCCUUUUAUUCCAUUCAACAUUUGAACAAAUUAAAGUGCUCUCUAAAAAUCCAUGUACAGAUGUGUUUUGAUGGAUGUAUUCAAUGAAAGGUACUAUUUUUGACUCGGUAUGCAGGCUGUGUUUUACUGUAAGAACACUGUAGAAAGUUAUAAAGGACUAAUUUUCUGUAGAAAUGCUUAAGAUAGUUAUUGGCUUAAAAUUAGUUUUAUAGCUUAUGUAACUGUUGUGUGCAUUGCAUUUUAUCAUUGUAAAAUGCAUUUAUUUUGGACUCUGAUGCUGGCACUGUUUGCCAUAGCCAGUAUGGGGUGUUGAGAAGUAAUGAAUCAAAUGUACACACAAUGCUGCUCUCUGUGAGGAAAAGCCACACCAGGGCAUGGGUGGCUCCAUAUAUGUAGACUAUGCAUGCAAUGUGUCAAGAAAAAAAUCUCAAAGCAAAGUCAGUGGUAUCUACUAAACUCUCUUGGCAAAUGUCUACUUACUUCGGAGUCUCCACAUUACAAUUACCAGUUAUCUGUAGGUUUUCCUGUCAUCAACACCCACUUCUUAGUUCUCUUCCAGAAAUGCGGCUCUUACGUGGCAUGUGUAGCAUCUUCUCCCAUAUUGAUUUUCUGAUCCAGACCUCAUAUCCUAGUGGAGGAGUCUUCAUGUCUGGCACCAGAAAUGAAUGAGAUAACAUCAACAGCAACUGUCUUAACUGUUAAAAGACCUACUAAUAGCAGUAGCCAAUGCUUCCAUCUUGAUAUCCAGUUGGCAUUAGGCAGGCAUGGCCAAACUUGGCCCUCCAGAUGUUUUGGGACUACAAUUCCCAUCAUCCUUGACCACUGGUCCUGUUAGCUAGGGGCGAUGGGAGUUGUAGUCCCAAAACAUCUGGAAGGGCAAGUUUGGCCAUGCCUGGCAUUAGGGAUGGGGGAGAAAGUCAACUCAGUAUGCUUUUAAAGGAAAAUCUAUCCAGUUCAAAUUUUCCAAAACAGUAUGUGAACCAAAAUACAGCUACCCUUCAAAAUGCACACUUGCCUGACUUUCGCAAAGUUUUCCAACCAAGUAAUGUUUACAAAAAUGCAUACAUUGGGGGGGGGGGGAAUGUGCAUCAAAUGCACAUAUUCAUGAAAACAACCUGGGAAAAAGCAUUAUUUUAGGGGAAAUUGCAACAAAAAUGUGUUUAUUUGGAGACAUUUGCACUGAAAUGCAAUGAAUUUUCAACAGGAAUUUUUCAAAAUUGCAAAUUGUUGCAGAAAUGUGGAGAACUGAUAAAAAUAAGAUCAGUAGAGCAUAAAGCGAAAUUUUUGUACAAAUACAAGGAAGAUCUGCAGAAGGGACCUGGAAAAGAGCCAAGAGCAUCGGACAGAAGAUCACCAAACAGGGGAAUAUUGGACAUAUCAACUUUGUCUUUUGGAUUAGACUCCUCAGUGAACGUGCCACCAUUACUACCAACAGAAGAAGAGCAAGCAUUGGGUGCAGUUGGAGGAACAUCAGCGUAACCACAUGAUGGCGCUGCAGGUCUCGAGCUGGAAUGUGAAUGGACUAAAUUCCCCAGAAAAAGGCGAAGAGUCUUUCAUUUAUUGAAAAAAGAACAUUUGGACUUGAUUUGUUUACAAGAAACACAUGUGAUAAGGCUACACAGGAAGAUAUUGAGUAAUAAAAGAUUGGGCCAAGAAUUCAUUUCAUCAGACGAAGUUAAAAAAAGAGGAGUGGUCCUCUAUGCAAACGAGAGCCUAUCACCGAAAUUCUUAUUUAAAGACGACCAAGGAAGAUUUGUAGCAAUUGAAAUUCAAUCACAAGGAGAGAAAUUCUUGAUUUUUUUUAAAAAUAAUGUUUAUUACUUUUAUAGGUUACAAAAAGAGAAAAAAGAAGAGAAAAAGAAAACACAGAAAAAAAGACAAAGAAAGAAAGCAAAAAGAAAAAAUAAACAAUACAAUACAAUAUAUAAACAAUAUAUAAACAAUGUAAAACACAACCUAAACUCAAAACUAAACACAUUAAACUAAACUAAACAAACCCCACUCCCUAGCCUUAACCCUAAAAGAAACAAAACAAAAACAAUUUAAAAACAUACAUCAUCUCUUUUCCGUAUUCUAUCUUUCAUUCCCUUGUUUCCUCGAACUCCUCUCACCUCCCUUUUUGUAUUCCACUUCUUUUAAUUGUUUCAGCAAAUCCUUUCCAUCUUUCUCCAUUUUCUAUCAUAUUGUAAAUAACGUAUUUUUUAACCUUAUUUUCCAUUAAAACUAAAACUAAAUUCUUGAUUUUAGGUAUCUAUGCAUCAAACGAAGGAAAAUCGGAAUUCUUUAAGAAGUUACAUGAGACCCUGAUGGAUUAUAUGGACUAUAAUAUGAUUUUGAUGGGAGAUAUGAAUGGAGUGGUUUCUACAAAUAUGGAUAAGGCACAGAGACAGGUAGUCACCAAGGAUGGUAGACUACCAAAAACCUUUUUUGACAUGACUGAAAAUAUGGAUUUAGUUGAUAUUUGGAGAAUGAAGAACCCUCUGGGAAGAGAGGGAACUUUCUUCUCUGAGGCUAAAAUGACAUGGACAAGAAUUGAUCAAAUCUGGGUAACCAGGGGAUUGGCUCCGGAGAUCAGCAAAGUGGAGAUCUGCCCCAAAACAUGUUCUGACCAUAAUGCGGUGAAGAUGGAAAUGAAAUUGAUGCCAAGUGGUUCCUUCAGAUGGAGGAUGAAUGACACUUUGUUUAGGAAUGAAGAGGUGACCAAGAAGGCCCAAAAAACCCUAAGAGAUUACUUUGAGAUAAACAUGAACACUACAGUGGAAAAAAGAGUAAUUUGGGAUGCAAGCAAAGCAGUUAUGAGAGGAUUCCUAAUACAACAGAAUGCAAUUAAGAAGAGAACUCAGAAUGAAAAAAAGGACAAAAUCCUGGGAAAAAUAGAGGAAGGAGAGAAGAAACUGAGAGCAAAACCAAAGUCACAGGAGAUUCUGAAAGAGAUAAAGUUAUAUCAAGUACAAUAUGCGAAGCUGAUGAAUCAGGAAAUAGAAUGGAAGAUUAAACAGAUGAGGCAAAAGACAUUUGAAUCGGCAAAUAAAUGUGGGAAAUUGUUGGCCUGGCAAAUGAAAAAAAAACCAAAAACUCAAUACUAUCACGAAUUUGGAAGUGGAAGGAAAAAAUAUACAGAACCCAGUGGAGAUUAGGAAGUGUUUCCAGAGGUAUUUCAAACAACUUUAUACACAGGAGAAGCAGAAAGAAAGGGACAUUGAUCGAUUUUUGAAAAUAAAUGGACUACACAAAAUCUCUCAGGAAAAACAACUAAUGUUGAACUACAAAAUAACGGAUCAGGAGGUGGAAGGGGCUAUCCAGAACAUGCAAUUAGGUAAAUCUCCAGGACCAGAUGGUUUGACUUCAAGAGAUUACAGAUCUUUGAAAGACUGGUUAAUACAACCAUUGAAGGAAGUCUGUAAUGAAAUAUUGGAAGGAAGGAAGGCACCAGAGUCGUGGAAGGAAGCUUACAUUACACUUAUACCGAAAACAGAGACUGAAAAGACACAGCUCAAAAACUACCGCCCCAUAUCGCUGCUAAAUGUGGAUUAUAAAAAUUUUGCAGACAUUUUGGCUAAAAGAUUAAAAAAGGUGUUAGUAGAAGAAAUUCAUAAAGAUCAAGCGGGCUUUCUCCCGGGCAGACAUUUGUCUGACAAUAUGAGGGAUAUAAUUAAUAUUUUAGAAAAACUUCAAGUGAAUAUUAAUACUAAGGCUGUCUUGAUAUUUGCGGACGCGGAGAAAGCCUUUGACAACAUUUCCUGGAGCUUUAUGAAGAAGAAUCUACAGGGGAUGGGGGUAGGUCAAGGUUUUGAAAAUGGUAUAGGUGCAAUUUAUUCAGAACAAAAGGCAAAAUUAAUUGUGAACAAUGUAGGGACAGAAGUGUUUAAGAUUGAGAAAGGGACACGACAAGGUUGCCCAAUUUCUCCACUGCUUUUUAUAUCGGUUCUUGAGGUUUUGUUAAACAUGAUAACAAAGGACCAAGAGGUCAAAGGUAUACGAGUGGGAGUUAAACAGUAUAAACUGAAAGCAUUUGCUGAUGAUUUAGUAUUGACCCUACAGGAACCAGAAUCUAGUACAAAAAGGGUAUUGGAACUGAUUCAAGAAUCUGGGCAAGUAGCAGGUUUUAAGCUGAAUAAGAUGAAAACUAAGGUCUUAGAGAAAAAUUUAACUGUAAAUGAGAGAGAGAAGUUUCAGGAAGAGACAGCACUAACAUUCAUUAAGAAAGUGAAAUAUUUAGGGGUUAAUAUGACUGCUAAAAAUGUAAAUCUAUUUAAGGAUAAUUAUGAAAAAUGUUGGAUUGAAGUGAAAAAGGAUUCAGAAAUAUGGUCAAAUUUGAAGUUAUCAUUUUUAGGCCGAAUUGCUGUGAUAAAAAUGAAUGUGCUGCCAAGGAUGUUGUUUUUGUUUCAAACAUUACAAAUUUUGGACAAAAUGGAUUAUUUCAAGAAGUGGCAGAAAGAUAUUUCCAGAUUUGUUUGGCAGGGCAAGAAGCCUCGAAUAAAAUUUAAGAUAUUAACAGAUGCAAAGGAAAGAGGUGGAUUUGCCCUGCCAGACCUAAAACUCUACUAUGAAUCAGCUGCUUUUUGUUGGUUGAGAGAAUGGCUGCUACUUGAAAACACUGAUGUGUUGGACAUAGAAGGUUUCAAUAAUGUAUUUGGUUGGCAUGCAUAUUUGUGGUACGAUAAGGUAAAAGUACAUAAAGCAUUUAAAAAUCAUAUUGUUAGAAAAGCAUUGUUUAAUGUAUGGAUAAGAUAUAAAGAUUUGUUAGAAAAGAAAACCCCAAGAUGGUUGUCACCAAUGGAAGCGAAGGCACAGAAAAAACUCAAUAUGGAGGCCAAAUGGCCGAAAUAUUGGGAAAUUCUGGAACAAGAGGGAGACAGACUAAAAUUGCAGAGCUUUGAAAAAUUGAAAAUUAAAGUGCGAGAUUGGCUCCAUUAUUACCAAAUAAUGGAGGCAUAUAAUUUGGACAAAAAAGUUGGUUUCCAGGUGGAAAAAUCAAAAUUGGAAACAGAAUUGCUAGAUUCCAAAAUUAAGAAUUUGUCAAAAAUGUACAACUUGCUGUUGAAAUGGAACACUCAGGAUGAAACAGUGAAAUCAGCUAUGAUUAAAUGGGCACAAGAUGUUGGACAUAAUAUAAUGAUGGCUGACUGGGAACAGUUAUGGACCACAGGUAUGAAAUUUACGGCAUGUAAUGCCCUAAGAGAAAACUUAAUGAAAAUGAUUUAUAGGUGGUACAUGACACCAGUCAAGCUUGCAAAAAUUUACCAUUUGCCCGAAAAUAAAUGUUGGAAAUGUAACGAGACUGAAGGCACAUUCUUUCACCUUUGGUGGACAUGCCCAAGGAUUAAGACAUUCUGGGAGAUGAUUUAUAAUGAAAUGAAAAAGGUAUUUAAAUAUACCUUCCUGAAGAAACCAGAGGCCUUUCUCCUGGGCAUGGUCGACCAAUUGGUGUUAAAGAAGGAUAAAACUUUUUAUGUAUGCAACAACAGCAGCAAGAAUACUCAUCACGGAGUAUUGGAAUACACAAGAUUUGCCCACCCGGGAAGAAUGGCAGAUGAAGUUGAUGGACUACAUGGAACUGGCGGAAAUGACUGGCAGAAUCCGAGACCAGGGAGAAGAGUCGGUGGAAGAAGAUUGGAAAAAGUUUAAAGACUAUCUACAGAAAUAUUGUAAAAUUAAUGAAUGUUAGAAAAAUGUUGGAAUGAAGUUAUAUGGCUUUAGUAGAAAUAUUAUAAGGAAUUAAGUACAGAUAGGUUAAUAGAGCAUUAAAGGAAAAAAUAAGGUUAGAAUGAGUUAAGAUAAUUAUAGGAUAGAAAACAGAGGAAGAUGGAAAGGAAUUGCUGAAAUAAUUAACAGAAGUGGAAUACAAAAAGGGAGGUGUGAGGAGGUUGUGGAAAUAAGUGAAUGAAAGAUGGGAUAAUGAAAUUGUUUGAUUUAUUUUAUUGUCUUUGUUUUGUUUUGUUAAUUUGAUGUGUUGUAUUGUAUUGUUUCUUUUUUCUUUUUAGUGUUUAAGUUUUUGGAAAAAUAAUAAAUAUUAUUAAAAAACAAACAAACAGAAAUGUGGAGAACUGAAUUUAAAAUUGGAAGUGUGAGAAACUGACAGAAGUGAAAUUAACAGACCCUUUUAUCCGUAGCUGGCAGAGGGAGCCUGGCCAGUGUGGAUGUGAUGUGUGUAUCUUUCAGAUCUUGCUAAGCUUUGCAGAAAGUAAGUUUUCCAGACUGUUCACUAUUGUUUGUGAUGUAGUUAGUCUGGGGCCUAACCCGGGACAAAGACCAAUGUCCUAGUGUUUUUUGCCCACUCCUAUCCCGAACGUCUCUUUGGCAUGGUGAAGGGACUAGAAUUAAUAUUGAUUUAGCUUGCUCUGGUGAAAAUAAAUUCCAAUCAGUAUUAUUAUAGAGAGUGACCCAUAGAGAUGGAGAAGGAAUGAAUGGCACCUUUGUACUGGUUCCAAGCAUGCUUGUGAGGAGGGGAAUGGAGAGCUAUCUUUACUCUAGUGGGUUUGCUUAGCUUAGUGAAAUUAGUGAGCAGGAACCAGCUUGCGACUACUAAAAAUUAGUCCAACUCAUUACCUGAAUUGGAUAGGUUUGUAGAGGUCUGGUACAAGGUUAAGUUAGCUAUAAAUGGAUCUGAAGAGGUCAAAAUGCAUUUUUUUUCUGCAUUGCCUUUGAUUGUUUCAAUAACUGUUUUUCUAUUCACUGUUCAAUAAAGGAAGAUCACUGCUUUAUGGUCUGCCUUCAUUAUUAAUGGCUGAAAAAGGAGUUUGCCAAGAGCUUCAUUUGAAAACAUUUAAUUUUUUCAGUAUUUAAAUAAAUGCAAUAUAUUAUGAUAUAGUAAUUAAAAAGCAUCACUUAGAAGGCUUUAAAGUAUAAAUCAGGCUAUGUAAACAUAAAAAGAUUAGAUUAUGAUGAUAGAUCUAUGAAUAUAUAUUCUUUCCUAAAUCAGAGGGAAUCAGUAAUCAAAUCUUUAUAUGUAAUGAGUGAGAAAAGCUCCAAAAGGCAUAAAAUGUUUUGCCUUAGCUACAUUUCUGUUUUGGAAUAUUCCAGGAGCCAAAUAAAGCUUGAAUAUUUCCUUACAUGUCUAAAUGACUUUGAAUCAGCAACAGAUAUAGUUUUGCAGAAAGAAAGAGAUGAUGAGAGUCAUUAAACGAAAGUGGAGAUCUAAGCAAGAACGUGAGUGAGAUUAAAUGGUUGAGGAAGGUUCGUAAGUGUUUUCUAUUCUUUCCCUGAACGCUUUUCUUACAGAAGUAGGUUUGAAGCUGGUGUUAAAUCUAAAGUUAAUGUGAGGAAAGUAAACAGAGGCUUCAAGUCCCGGUUGGAUCAUUUCCCCCACUCAGUUCCCUCCUUUAGCUAAGACAACAUGGCUGAGAUGAUUGGGGGUGUUUGUGUGCGGCUGACAGUGAAUUUUCAGAGACAGCAGCCGGCUUGGAGACUCCUGCCCACCAAUACUUGGUCAUGUUGGACUGCAACAAUGCUCAUUAUUAUAAUGGGUAGUAUUUGUAAAACUUAUCCUCCGUAGGCUCCCAGUUGCCAUUACAAAGCUUUGUUGCCAAAUGCAAAGCUUAAAUUUUGUCCAUAUGAAUGGGUAGAAAUCACUCAGCUAUAUGGGAAUGCUCUUGGCACACCUGUGAGUAGCUAAUUUUGCUCCGUUCUCUUGUCCCAUCACCCAACCCCAUUCAUUUAAAACCAAACUAUCAACACAGUUGCAUUUUAAGCUGGGUUUCUUAGUCAUGCUGUUGAGAGCUGCCUUUUAUGUGUGUAAAUCUUGUACUAACCUGUAGAAUUUAGCAGAGCAUAAGCUCACUGAAAGAGAAGAAAAAAGUUGGUUUAUCUUGUGGAGGAUUAUUAGUUUCUAGAUAGAGAUUAAGCUAUACUCUGGCACAAGUAACCUUUAGGAAACCAUUAAUUUGUUGAUUGAAAAGUACUUUCCAGUUUUGAUGUUUUAAUGGUUACAUUUUGGCAUGAUGAGCCAACAUUGUAGAUCUGGAAAAAAAUAAAAAUGUCGUUUCAAAAGUCUCUAGAAAUGUUAUUCCUCCUGGCUGGUAUCUUGGUAGAUUUGCACUACUUAACUAACCAUGAGAGGGACAUGAUCCAAGCCCUGCCUCCCUUGACAAUAUUCAAUUUGGAGGUGAUGCACAACCAAUAUAGCACAUUUUAGAUUUAGGUAAAGGGUAAGAUUAGGUCCAAUCGCGGAUGACUCUGGGGUUGCAGGGCUCAUCUCGCCUUACUGGCCGAGGGAGCUGUCGUACAGCUUUCCGGGUCAUGUGGCCAGCAUGACCAAGCAGCUUCUGGCGAAACCAGAGCAGUGCACGGAAACACCAUUUACCUUCUCGCCGGAGCGGUACCCUUUUAUCUACUUGCACUUUGACAUGCUUUCGAACUGCUGGUUGGCAGGAGCAGGGAUCGAACAACGGGAGCUCACCCUGUCACAGGGAUUUGAACCGCCAACCUUCUGACUGGCAAGCCCUAGGCUCUGUGGUUUAACCCACAGAGAUAUUGCAAAAAUGUGUCACAUGUGCAUCAUUAAGGACCAGCUAAUGUAGAAUAAAGUAGUAAAGCUGUCUAAGGCACCAUCUCCUCAAUCUGAAGGGGGUUUGAAUGGUCUAUCUAAUGAACUUCCUUCAUGUAAAAGGUAGCAAUUCAAAGAAAAAAAUUCAUUCAAACGCCCCAACUUUAUAUCCCACAAUUUUUUAUAGUGAGAACCUUCCCAGCAGAAGAGCAUUCAAAUAUACAACCGCCUCACCUGCAGGCUGAAAUCGUACAACCCAAGGGACUUGUAUCUGACCUCCCCCUUUUUGUGGCAUCCUUGCUUAUAGGAUCAUACCUGUCUGAUCAGCUGCUCCCUAAAAUUAAAUAGGCAGUUCUAAUUGUGGAGUGAAUUUUUGCCUUCACUUUUUUUUUAUUCUGGUGUAACUCUUCCAAGUCUACAAUUUCCCUCUAAGAUGCUAACCUUUUGAGACGAUUGACAUGAGAAAGCGCUCUUUCCCCCUUAGCCUGUUCAUCAUGCUCAGAUGAUAAACCUUCACCUAAUUUCAUUUCAGUGAGACAGCUACUAAAGCAUUCCCCCAAGAAGUACAUAAUUUAAUGGUGGAGCAUCAGUCAAGACAAAUUAGACUGAUUGGUUCUGUAUAUGUUCCAGCAGGAGCAACAUGAGAUAGGAGGUGGCUGAACAUUUAGAUUAUUGACAAAGUACAGUUCACUCCUAAAAAACAAUGUAACAUUGUUUGGUCUUAUAAUCAAUAAUAAUACACUAUUCCAUGCUAGCCAGGAACAAUAGACACAGAACAGAAUACAAAGCAGCCUUGGACCUGCUCAGUGGAGUUAUUUAAUUGUUCAGUGCUAAGAAUGAGUGCUGACAUAGUGGUAAACACAAACAGCAGUGGACAAAGGAUAAUACUUUCCACAGUUAUUGAAACGUAAUUGGCAACAGCCCUCCAAAUCUCAGUUUCUAACUGAUACUGUACAGAAUAAUUUUGAUAAGCUGCUAGUUUAACUCAGAUAAAUAAAUACCUUAUUUUCUAAGCGAUUUUCUUCUUUUGUUGUUUCAAACUUGCUUUCCAGAUUUUUUCCACAUGUUAAUCUGGCUGGUAUUAACAUACAAAAUAGGGGCAUGCACCAACCACAAGAUGCAGUUCACAUCCUGACUGGGUGCAUUGGAAAGCUCCCCGCUUUGGUUCAAAGCAAUGUGGAGGCUGUUCAAUUCAGGUCAAGGUUGAAAUCCAAAUCUGCAUUGAGGAGAAAAGAGCUUUCUUUAUCCCCAUCCACUAUCCUGGGGAAUUGAAAACAGCAAUAUAGUUUUGACAGAAGUGGAUGAAAUUCACAGACUUUUAAAAAUAUUUGGGGAAAAUACAACGAUAUAUGAAUCUGCUAACUAGGUUUUAUCUCUUUUUAUAGAAUUUGUAUCUACCUGGUGCUUAGAAUUUGAGAGGGGUGAAUUUGUCAUUUUGGUUUCUAUGUUUUUCAUGCUGCAUUUGUGAUACUUCCCUCAGUUUCUGUGUGAAAUCUGGACACUUCUCAUUAUGUGCAAUUUUUCUAGUAUAUGCAUUUCCUAACAAAAUGUUUUUUGGUACAUUAAUUUCAUUAUCAUAUGUAUUUUGCAAGCACUUCUGACUAAUCCUGCAAGUUUGUACACAUUAUUUUGUUGGGGAAAUUCAUCACAAAAUUUGGGGACAUGCACAUUUUAAGCAGAGCUGUGUUUCUGCUCACAUAUUGUGAAUUUGGCAAGUUGAGGUUAAAAUGGUAAUUGAAUGCAUUUCUCCCCCAGCCCUGCUCUAAAUACAGUUCUUGUGAGGUUAAAAGUUGUGCUGGUUUAAAAUUACAUCUACUAUCAUAAAUCAUAAAGACACCACAAUCAAAAUGGGAAGCAAAAAAUAAAAUAAAAAAUAGGAAUGUAAUGCAUGCUAUCACCACAAUCAAGUUUUGCAUUAUAUUGAGAUAAAAUUCCUCAGACAUUUAAAAAUGAAACCACCAAGUCAAUGCUUAAAUCUUCUAUUGACUUUAGCUCAGACUAUAUUUCGACCUCAUGGCCUCAUAGCAAGCAAGUGUUCGUGAACUCCAAAAAUCUUUCUUCCUAUUCUUUUGCUUAGCCCACUCAGGACUCAGUUGAUUAUGCUCCUUGAUUCUCCGUUUAAUGAAGAGCUGAAUGUUCCCAUCUCUUUAUUCACUGAGUCCGUCAUUAUAAGCAUUAUUCUCACAGAAAAGAAUAAAAGGAGGGUAUAAUCCUUCAAACAGAAAAGAGAUGAAAUACUAGGAAGCCAAAAAUUGCCCAGGAGUCAUCCCUUUAAAAAUGUCCAUCUGGGGAAACGAAAUGGCAGGCAAAUUUAGAACUUCAAUUACAGUUGUUCAAAGUAUCAAAGUUACAGAAAUUUGAACUUGACAGUAUAUUGCCUCCCUAAAAAGCCAGGGUCAGACAUGUUUCUGAAUCAUGCAGAGAGAACCCAUUCUGUAGCCAGCUUGAUUGUAUGACUAUGUACGGUACCUUUCACUUGAUUUCUCACUUGCCAGAUAUGCAGGGCCUUUUUUUUAGCCAGAACUCGCUGGAAAUCAGUUCCAGCACCUCUCAGGUGGGCGCCAUUGCCAUUAUAAGAGAACAAGGGAGGUGUUCAUGGUGAGUUCCAGCACCUCUUUUUCUAGAAAAAUAGGGCUGCAAUUCUCUUUGGUGGUAUUUUUAGGUUGAGAUUAUUGAUUCCUCUCCUGGAAUUAUUGGAUUUUUGAUGGAUAUUUAAAACAAGGGUAGAAAUGUUCAGCUACAACCCUAUGAUCCUUAGAUCCCAAUAAAUUCCUUUUAAAAUAGUAGUUCAGGGCUUGCCAACACAGUACCCAUGGCUGCCAGUGGGCCUGUCAGUCCCUCCUAUGUUGCUUGCAAAAAGUCUCAGCAAACACCACCUCGAAAAUCCCCAAACACAAGGGACUGUUCCUGCUUAGUUCCUGUUUUCACUGGUUCAGCUACCUUGAGCACACAUCCCUCCUUAAGCAUGCCCAAGUGUUAUUAUAUGACAGGUUUUGAUGCCCCACAGCUUUUUUCUUCAGCAAGCAUGGCGGUGGCUGAUGUAGGUGCUUUUUCUUUCAUUGAUGGGGAAGCAGAUUGUCCUGCCUCUCUUUCAGCCAUAACACUACUCCACCACAGCAGCUAUUUUGUGUUGCACCAUAUCUCACAGCAGCCAUUUUGUUACUGGUGUCUGCAACACUUUCUCAAAAUGCCAGAUGUGCCCAUUGGGUUGGUGACCUCUUCAGCAACACUGAUUAGUUUCCUAUGCAUGUAUGAAGCUGUGCUCUGUUCAGUCAAGCCAUUGAGGGGAGGGUACUGUCUUCUCCCAGCGAGGUUCUUGCCAUCUGAGAUCCUUAACUGACUCAACCUAGGGGUUUUAUGCAUGCUAAGUCCCCCCCUCCCGCCCUGGCUGUUGAAUUUCUGUAUAUAAUUGUAUCAUUAUUCCUGACAUUAAAAUCAACCUUCAUAUUGUGCAUGUGCAGUUUGCAUCAGUGCACUUUUAAAACAUCAUUGGAUCGUUUCAACUCUGGCUGAUUAUAUCGUUAUUUGUUACUUCUAAUACCGACUGAAGUCUCAUGAGAAUAUGUUUCUCCAGAGUUAUUUAUAAAUUGCUUCUCUUUGAAUGUGGACAGGUGGUGUUAGGACGGUCUAAAUUACUGUUCUGCUAUGGAAAGCCAGGCAAUUAAGGGGGGAGCCUGCAAUGCUCCCACUAAUUGUGUUCCAUACUGCUGCAGCACCCGUGUUCUCAGCCCUGCCGUGUUCCCGAUUAAUGUUUAAUGGGAAAGCAGCAGGACCCAGCACAUCAGCAUUCCAGGCUGCAGAAUGACAUUGGAAACUAAAGUGUGAUUGCUAAGAAAUGAUUUCUUUCCCCCACUCUGAAUACCUGGUUAACUGCUGUUAACAAAUCCAUAUUAAAAAUGCAAGUGAAUCUUACUAAGGCAGGACUUGGCAGGAAACUACACAUCAUGUAUCACUGUGUAUUAUGCUUUGAUGAUGAAAAAUAGGCCAGGACAUGGGUAGCAAGGUUGUUGUUCUUGAGCUCUUCAUCUGUACUUUUUGUUUAAAAAAUAAUGUCCAAAGUCUCCUAUAUGAAUAUGAGUGCCGUAUUAGGCUAGAUUAAUUGUCCAUCUUAAUUUAGCAAUCUGUUCAUUGCAGAGGUCAGACAGAUUACCCCUCAAACAUUCAUAACAGGACAGGAUGAUGGUGGUAUGUAUCCCUUGUAGUUAAUCUCCAGCAUCUGUUGACCAGAGGCACACUGUUCCUUUGGCUGUUGUGCCUUAGAAUCCACAAGCAGACCAUGCUGAGAAUUGGCACUGAGCAGAUACUUGGCUCGGCAGAGACCAUCUUUUCACAAGCCAAUGCUCAGCUGAGAGCUGAGCUAUGUAUCUGCUUUGGGGAGCCUUCGUUGACUCAGAUGGUAACUGCAAGUAUGGUUAGCAGCACAUGUUGCCAGAAAUUGAAACAAAAGGCACCUAGCCACUUCAAUUUCGUUUCUUAUGAAAUGACUAAUAAGUGUGUGAAAAAGGGGUUGGUUUUCUUUAUCUCUUUCAUCCCUUACUUGAGGGGGGGACUCACAUCUCUCUUGACAACAGUUGAAUUGGGCUGCUGCCAUUUUGUUUCCCAGAAUACCCUAAACUUUGUGGUGUUCCAGGGGAUUACAAGAAAAGAGUCAGGGUGGGGAAUGAAAAUAAAACCUGUGGUGAGAUUGGCUCAGUUGUGGUAGCAGCAGCAGGGGGAGUAACAGAAAUAAGUAAGAACACCGGAAUGAAAACAAAUUAUUUUAAUGAAUGAUUUCAAUGUGAUUUUAAAGAAAGAAUGUGUUACUCUGCUUGCUCCAUUGACCUGAAAGAGAGAUGCAUGCUGCAACCCCAUAGUCACCUUUGACUGGACUUAACCGUUCAGGGGUCCUAUACUUUUACCUGCUGCAGAGGGUUUGGGACAUGUUCAAAAGAGGACACUUAAUUCAUGCCUGCAUUGGCCAUAUGCCUCAUAAUGUGCACUCUGCGCUGCCCUGUGACUGUGCAUUUUCAGUGCAAUUAAUACUGAUGAGAAAGUCAUGUUUUAGGGAAGCUAAAUGCCCCUUUCUGUUCAUCUCAUUUGCAGUGAUUGCUACUGAUAAGCUUCUGAGGAACCCCUGGGUUCUGAGCAGCACAGUUUGAAGCAUUGUGGACCAGCUAAACGCAAGCAAUCAGAUUUCUUUCACUGGUAGCAAUCAUAUGGAGUUCUCCCUGUAAUUAAAGCAGAUAUUAAUAGUUAGGUUUUCUAGAAUUUGCUGGCAGAUGGCACUGCAUAUUGGAGAAUUUCACAUAAAUAGCAGUAUUAUGAACAUAUGUCUGAUACAUAUUUUAAAAUGUUGCAUUCUUAAAGUACAGUGAUGUAAAAAGACUUCAUGGGGGACUUUUAAACAUAGCUGAGCAAACAGCUGUGCUGUGUUUUUGAUGAAAGACCCAUUUUUUCAUAUCUGCUUGUACAGGGACAUUAAAACACACACACAACAAAGUUUCGGCUUGAUAAGUAUAAAGCAAAAGGGAAAAUCAAGAUUUGACAAGUAAGAUCGAGAGUUAAGUGUUCUCGUUAGUAUAUCUGGUACCUAGAGAAAGCCAAUUCCCAUAUCAACAUGCCCAGAUGUUAAGAUCAGCUGCUAGUGUUCUCCAGGUUGUCACUGCCAACAGGGAGAAAGUGACGGGAACUAGGGGAGAGGGCAUUUUUUGGUGUUCCAUUUCAUGAACUCCCUUCCCAGAGAUGCUUUUCUGACACCAAACUUUCUAUCCAUUAGGUACCAGGCAAAACCCUUUUCUAUUCUUCUAGACCUUUAAGGCACAAUCCUACAGCCACUUACUUGGAAGUCCCAUUAAACUCAAUGGGGCAGACAUAUGAGUCGUCAUGCACAGAAUUGUAUUUUAAGGUCUUUUAGACCUUAAUCUUUUAAUUUACUCUUGCUUUAUGACUGAGUUUAUGUUGAUUAUAUAUUAUGGUUUUCAUUGUAAGUUGCACUCAGAUCAUUUUUGAAGAAGAGUAGUGUAAACAUUUCUCAAAUAAAAACAGGAAAGAAACUUGUGGAAUUGUAAAGACUAACAAAUUUAUUGUGGAUUAAGUUUUGCGGCCUAAAGUCUACUUCAUCAGAUGCAGGAACUGCAAUCCUCAUUUGGCAGGAUGAUGAGCAGAAUAUGUAAAGAAAACAAAUAAAUGAUGGAGUCAAAUAGAAAUGGAAUCCAAAAUAGUACAAUCUGUGAUCAUUCAAUUAGAGCUUGCACAUGUGCAAAAUGAGCACAGUGACACUUCACCACAGCAGUUUUUUGUGCAUAUUUAUUAUUUUGCAUACCAUGGAGCUGUGUGAGUAUGCACACUGGUGCCAUUGAGCUGAAGACACAUGAUCUCCCCAAAGCUGAAAGUAAUUGUAGGUGAGCACAAAGUGGCAGUGUUUUGAAGGCAAAUUAACAUGGCUGCCCCCCCCCCCGGAAAUUAUUCAGAUAAAUACGGUACUUAUUCAGGCAUUAAGAGUACCUCUGAGCAUAUUCAGAGCACUUUCCCACUGAGGGUAAUUAAGUUUUGGUUUUUUAAAAAGCAACUUACAUCUUCAGGAUACACUUUUGAAAAGCAGAAUGUCAAUAAUAAUAAUAAUAAUAAUAAUAAUAAUAAUAGACUAUUCAUGGUGAAUAGUUCCGGAGUGGGGGCCCUAAUUCAGUAGUAGGCUGCAUGUUUUGCAUCCACAAGGUCCCACUGUCAAUCUUUGGCAUCUCAGAAGAAAUUUAGGUAACUGUGCUAAGAAGGAUCUUGCCAGACAGCUGCGCCGAGUCUAAUUUAAGGUUCUGGCCACAUAGAGCAGUGGUCCUAUUCUGUGUAGGGCACCUACGGUACAUGUACAGAUAGAGCAGUGGUUUCACUCAGUAUACGGGUGCUUCACAUGUGCGGACAACAUUCACACACACCCUUUUAUGUAGCUACAGUUAUGCACUGCUUCCACGAGGCACUUGUUCAAAAGCGGGGUUUUUGGUAUUAUGGUACUGAUAUGUACGGGGGACCAUUCCUGCAAAAAGUGCUGCACAUAGCACCGGUGUGUGCCAGUCUAUUCUAAGUGGAUAACAAAAACCCCGUCCAAUAACAAUCCUAUAGUGCUUUGCAUGGCACAAGUUCUUAUGGAAUGUGUCCUUAUUAGUAGUGACAGAACUUGUGCCCAUUCUCACUGAGGUUUUGUGCAUUAACCGGAAGCUCAGGGCCUGAGUGCUAGGAAUGUCCUUUACUAAAUUUUCCCUUCUCAGAAGGUAAUCGAGGAGUUUAUGGAGGGAAAAAGGGACUCCCAUUAAAGAACUUUAUGAUGCACAAUGGGUUUCUGACCUUGUGUUUUUGGCAGGUAUUUCCACACCUCUUAACUUCUGAAAUCUCACACAGCAGAGUGAAGUUUAAUUGGCAUUUUAUCUUAUGCACUGAAAAGAUUUGAGGCCUAAUUCCUCAUUUUGUGGAGCAUUUUUGAAUAAUUAUGAUCAUUACCAAGGUAUGUAAUUAAAAAAUAAAACAAAAGGGAACCCCAGGAGUGCUAUGUUACAUUUUCUGUACCUAAGACAAUACUAAAAAGCUGCCCAGGGGCUUCCAAACUGCAGACUGUAAUUCCAGUUUAAUUCCAACUCUGGGGAAGCACCUCAUACUUUGGUUAAUUUCCCUUGAAAUCCAUGCAGCUUUGAUAGGCCAUGAGUAUGUGCCUUAAACAUAUAUUCAAGUGGUUUUCAUUUUCUGAAUAUCUGAGAGAGCCACACCGUUACUGUGAAAAAGUAGCUAAGCAUUUUGCUAUGUUGCUAAUGGGAGGAAAAAUACUAAACUUAUUUCUUGUACUAUGAUUGAAUUCUUAAGGUACUCUGGUGUUGUGUGCAUAUUAAGGUGAUAGGAUAAAUACACAGAUGUGAUAUUUGUGAUCUUGCCAAAUCAAUGUCUAUUGACCUAUGUCUAAUACUGACAAAUACCAACAUGAAAUAUAUUCCAGAUAGCCCUGAAAAAGACUUAAGCAUUACAUGUACCAAGUUAUUGAGUCCAGGAGGUGGAAAGUUGCAUUCUCCUGAAAGGAGCAGAUCUGUAGCUUGUGGGUACACCUGGGUCCAACAUUGUCACUGGACGUUCAGGUGCCAUUGGUGUAUUCCUUCCAACACAAUGCGGCUCAAAUCCGGAACACCACCUUCUGCAUCCAAAAUCCUGUGCUAGUCACGUGACCCAUGUGAGAUUGCAGACCGGAGAAAGGGCUUUUUAAAGGAGAGAUAUUGGCCUGAAAUUGCAUCAGAGCAAGGUGACCAAAAUGGCCGCUGUACUCUCAUGAAAAAUAAAAGGGGGAUGUCCCGGUUUUUGCAGGGUAGUUGAUGGGUGCUAGGAGUAUUCCCCCCCGACUUUUGCUGAUUUGCCCACUACAGCCUCUUUUGAACAGUGAUGUCUUGGCCAAGGUAUUCCAUGUUCUGGUAAUUUCCAAGGUGGAUUACUGCAGUGCACUCUAUGUGAGGCUGCCCUUGAAGACCCUCAGAAACUUCAACUGGUCCAAAAAGCAGCAGCCAGAUUAUCGGCAUGGGUUCCAUCUAGAACUCAUAUAAUCCUCUUUUUAAAAUAGCUGCAUUGGUUGCUAGUUCAUUUCUGGACCCAAUUCAAAGCCCUAAAUUACUUAGGCCCCAGAUCUCUGGAAGACUCUCCUUCUCUUCUGUUGUUCUACUUACACAACAGAUUUCUGCUUCAGAUACAGUUUUCCUAGUAAAGGGCCUCUGUGAUGUUGAAACUGCACCAGUUGAAGCUCUUUUGCUGAAAAGUGCACAGCAUCUGUUAGGUUAAAGAGUGGCAACUUUAGGCAUUGCACACAUCAUUCCUCUUCAUUAUCUUGCAAAUCCCAUCCCCUGAUCCUGCUGGCAACAGGAUUUGCCAAUUCUGUAAGGAGGUUCACAGUUGUGACUUUAAUACAUAAGUUUGAUAGCAAGGCAAGGUAUAUGUUGACAUUAUCUAUCUAGUUUUCAGUCAUUGAAUUUUCCUUGACUUCUUAGGUAGGGAUUAAACUUUGUUUCAUUUUUUUAGUUGAUUCCAUUGUUUGAAUCUGAUUUUUUGUUAAAAGAUUAUUCAUCUCCUAUGGCUUUUAGCAGUUCUUCACUUUAAGGAAUAAUCUCCACUUUAUGGGCAGAACUUUCUGAAUCCUCCCCUUGUGUGCAUGGCACUGCUGGAGAAAGUAUAGAAAUGUCUAUGGCAAUAAGAUCUAUUCUGUAUUAUGACCAUUAUCUGUCUUAAUGUAACAGCGUUCAAGCCCAGACAGUCUGUGAUCAAUGCACUCUGAGAAUAUCACAACAGCUAUUGAAAAAGUAGAGAUAACACUAGUGACAGUAACCUAACUCAGGGGCAGGUUUAAAUGCACAUCAAGGAAGCAAUGAAACCAAGAAGAGAUAAGUGGGAGCUCAGAACUGUAUCUCCAGUGACAUAAGCAAUACACUUUGAGUAGUGAUUUUCAGACUGUCGGCUGGAAAUUUUUCCAUCAGUAAAUAACACAAAUAAAAGGAGGCUUUCUUGGGUAGCAAGAAAAAUGGUUGUAGGAAGAGUUCAGAAUUAUUACAUUUUUUUUCAGCCAACUAGCAAUAUAUUGAAUUAGCUUCCCAGCUCUCUAGCCUGUUUCUAGGAGUUUCUGUCUUUUUAAAAAUCUGGCUGUUUUGGUUUUUUUAAGGGUGCCAGUUACAUAGCAGAGACAGAAAAAAGAUGUGAUUAAAAAGAUGUGAGGAAAAAGGAGCUGAAUAAGUUGUUUUGGUGAUUAGGAGGUUUAAUCUGAAAUCACAUUAGAUUUAAGCUUGUUGGUGUCUCUGGUAUCUUCUCUUACACGAUGGAUGUUUGUUUCUGUUAUGGAUAGAUGUUCUUUAUUAAUACUAUUGCUACAAGGUUAUCAAGACCUUUGGAUGGGACAAUAAACUUAUGAACGGAAAAGCUCCUAUGGGCUAGAAACCUUUGUGGAUUUUGUUAUAAGACUAGGUAAGGUCAUUUGAAACUGGUCUAUGCUUUUGGAGCUCUGGCUCAUAUAUAUAUAUUUUCUCAGUGAACUCUUCUGUUUCUCCAUUGCAAGAUUGCUGAAGGGCUGGAAUACUGGGAUCAUUGAAAGGUUCUUAAGAGACAUUAAAUUAAGUAAAAGAAAUGUGUGCACUUCAUUUUGAAAUACUGUUUCAUUUAUUUCAUAAAAUUGGGAGUUCACUUAACUCUGUGACUUUGUUUGUUAAGCAGAGUCUCCAACCCAUCUCUUACUUUCUGUGAAAGCUUAUAAGAUAUGUGUCUGUGGGUGUAUUUAACCUGUGCUAAAAAGAAAGUUAGAUCACAACUUGAUCCCAUCUUGCAGUCAUGAGAAUCCUAUGGCUAAUUACUGAAACGCCGGCAAACUGGGUGAUUGCUAAAGUUUAAAGAAGUCCUCUUUACUCAGCACCCCACUUUACUUCUGUGGUUUUCAGAAUUCCAGUUUCUUUUCAUGAACGGAACAGAAUGAGAAAAAGAAAGAGACAGCAGGCUUCUAUAUCAGUAGGUGCAAAAAUAUUAUUUCCUGUAUAACUUUGGUUAAAAAAAAUAAACUUAUUGUAUUUUAUUCACAUGAUAAUGCUUGCAUAAUCCCAUCUUAUAAUAAAGCAUGAAAGCCUUGAUUCCCAUUACAACUGUAAAGCACUGUAUAAACCACAAAGCAAUAAAUGUACAGUAUGGUUUCUCCAUCUCUUCUUGAUGCUGUAAAUGAAGGCUGUAAAUUGCUUUCUCACACAAUUUGUGCAAUAAUAUACUUAAUGGAUUAUGAAUGACAUGGGUGGAAGUUGACAUUAGCACAGCAAUUUCUAUUUAAAUGUGCUUCAGACAUAAAUGCAUGGUGUCUCAAUAGCAGACUGUCUGAAUACAUACACCCUUGAAUUUGUAUUUAGCAAAAUUUGGUGUGCUAGAGAUUGAGGUGGUGAAUCAUUAUUAACUAAUACAGUACCUGUGCAUGUAUAUCUGUUAUAGAUCUAAAUGACAGGUUUCUCUGGUCUCUCAAGAAAAGCGGAUUUCUUAAUAGCAAAAUUAUUUCAAAUAAGAAUGCUGUUCUCAUUUACACAAACCAAUCAGCUCAGAGCUAGAAUCACCAUUACAUUGCAUCUGCUACAAAAUGGUGCCUUAACCAAAUUGAAGCCACUGAAAAAGUGAAGUUAUCUGAGAGUUUCCUUACGUAAAGUAUACAGCUGUCCUGCCUCCUGUAUUCCUUGCCACAGUUUAGAACAUUGUUUGCCAAUCUCUUGCUUCUAGAGGUUUUUGACUACAACUCUCAUUAGCCAAUGGUAGUGGUAGUCCAAAACACCAGUUUGGCAAAGGCACUUUUAGAACAUGAUGGGAAUUCAUGUAUGAUAAGUAGAGAUAAGGGAGAAAUUCAAUUAGUUCACAUUUAAAGGCAAAUUACCAAACCUGCAGUUUCUGAAACAAUAAGUGAACCAAAAUGCAGCUACAGACCCUCCAAGUGUCCCCAUUUUCCAGGGACGUCCCUGAUUUAGAGAAGCUGUCACAGUUGCUGAGUUGAUUCUAGAAUGUCCUACUUUUCCCUAAAGGUAAAGGUACCCCUGCCCGUACGGGCCAGUCGUGUCCGACUCUAGGGUUGUGCGCCCAUCUCACUUAAGAGGCCAGGGGCCAGCACUGUCCGGAGACACUUCCGGGUCACGUGGCCAGCGUGACGAAGCUGCUCUGGUGAGCCAGCACCAGCGCAGCACAGGGAAACGCCAUUUACCUUCCCGCUAUAAAGCGGUACCUAUUUAUCUACUUGCACUUAAGGGUGCUUUUGAACUGCUAGGUGGGCAGGAGCUGGGACUGAAAAACGGGAGCUCACCCCGCCGCGGGGAUUCGAACCGCCGACCAUACGAUCGGCAAGUCCUAGGCACUGAGGUUUUACCCACAGUGCCACCCGCAUCCCUUAUUUUUCCUUAGGAUGUCCUUAUUUUCAUUGGAGAAAUGUUGGAGGGUGUGGAGUUAUCCAACCCCCGAGCUGUCUGAAGGCAAACCUGUAUAGGGAAGUUUUAAAAAAUGUUUAAUGUUUUAUUAUGUUUUAGAUAUGUUGGAAACUGCCAAAAGUGGCUGGGGCAACCCAGCAAGAUGUGUGGUGUAUAAAUAGUAAAAUUAGCAUUAUGGAAUGGGACAUCCCUAUUUUCAUCGGAGAAAUAUUGGAGGGUAUGCAGCUAACAUUAAGAAUUAGAACCAUCGUUUUGAAAUACUCCUCAGAUAUGCCUCUAAGAUAACUAAAUGAGAACAUGAUUGUGUACCAUUGGAGAUAAUAGUCAUGGAUAUUUCAAGUUGUCAUUAUUCUAUGAGUACGUCUAGAUCCAUUUUGAGCUGUACUUUAAAAAACAAACCAAAACACCAAUAGCACUCCUGUCAUGGUCAACAUAUUAACAGAUCUUACUUCAGAAGCCAGUGCAGCUUAGACUAUUGAAGGCUCACCAGACAUUGUGGGAUGGGGUGUGCACCACUGGUGUGAAAAUAUGGGUGUUACAAGAGAGUCUCCUGUUUAGCUCUUAAAUAUUCCAGGAUGUAUCUGUUAUUUAUGACAUACAUCAAGUGAGAAUGGGGAAGAAUCUUUAGAAGAAGGAAUAAAGUGCACCAUCAUUUGAAUGCAGCAUUUUCCACAGGAGACCAAUAUCUGUCACAUAUACUAAAAUGUCAGCACCAGCAAUAACCUUCCAGUUCACGAAGAAAGGAUCAUGCUGAAUGAAUGUGGAUUUCUUGGUCAUUCGAAAGGGUUUAUAGCUUGGACAAGCCAUUACAUAAAGCCUUUAGUGCUGUGGAAUUACAGAUGGAGAAAGGAAUUUUACAGAUGGGCAGUUUUAGUUGAUCAGGUUAUAGUGUAUGCCAGGGAUAAUCUCCAUUUAACAUCUAUUUUUUUAAAAAUAAAUAUUUAUUAAAGUUUUCACAAUAUUACAUAAUGAAAAAUAAAAAACAAAAAACAAAAAAUAAAAAACAGUUAAAAACAAUUCCAUCUUUUUGUCACUUAUCUUUCAUUUGCUUGUUUCCCGGACCUCCUCAUACCUCCCUUUUUUGUAUUCCAGUUCAAUUUAUUAGUUCAGCAAUUCCUUUCCCUCCUUAUUUUAUCCUGAUCCUUAAUCUUAAUAUAUUAUAGCAUUAAAUUUUUACCUAUUAAAAAUCCAAUUCUUUCAUAUUCUUUUAUACCAUUACAGCUAGAAACCACUUAACUUCAAUCCAACAUCAUUCUAACAUUCGUUAAUUUUGCAAUAUUUCUGUAAAUAGUCUUUAAAUUUCUUCCAAUCUUCUUCCACCGACUCUUCUCCCUGGUCUCGGAUUCUGCCAGUCAUUUCCGCCAAUUCCAUAUAGUCCAUCACCUUCAUCUGCCAUUCUUCCAGAGUGGGUAGAUCUUGUGUCUUCCAAUACUUUGCAAUGAGUAUUCUUGCUGCUGUUGUGGCAUACAUCUCCAUUUAACAUCUAGGGCACCAGGAGGUGAGAGCCAAAGGAAAAAAAUGAGAGUGUUAAAUGCCCAAGCACUACCACAUGAAAAACACUCAUUAAUUUCUGAGCCAUGCUCUUCAUUUUACUAAUGCAGGCAGUUGUCUUCUAUUCAGAAAUGAGAAAGUAAAAGGAAACGGCCAAAAUUAAUUAAGCAAUUAAACAACGACUUCUGUCCUGCAUUUUGAGUCUCCUGUGACUCAGCAUUCUUUGCAACUUAAUUACCCAUGAACUGUGUUUUUCAUGCUGGAGGUUGGAUAGGGAUACAUUUUGUUAAAAGAGACAGACCAGACAAUUCAGUGUUGUUUAUUUAUUGCUCAGUUAUUUUAGGCUGCUCUCUCUUUUGCUCCCCUGCCUCUCCCUUGAGAUGAUUGUCUUUGUGUCUUCCUUUGUUGCCUUGGAAAAAAUAUAUAUUCAAAAUGAUAUUUAAAAGAAUGCCUGAUAUAUUUGCAACCUUUUGAGAAGAAUUAGAAUUGGAAUCUCAUUAACACAUGAUGCAAUCCAUCAGACCAGGACCUGUUUCCAGUCCCCUGAGCAAGCUUCCUCUUGCUGGCCUCUCCUAUUGUAGUUUGAUUAUUGAUUCUUCUUUUCCUUUUUCAUUGUUUUGUGUGGCACUUAGAAAUGCAGAGCAAGGGGAGAGAGCCUUUUUGAGGCAAUCUGCUUGAGUUGGUGGCGGGACAUGAAUUGCCAGGUCAGCAGUGUGGUCUUCUGUUGUGCUCCUGUUACUCAGAGUGACCAGCACCACUUAACUGCAAGGCAGAAUGGUGAAGGCUGCUUUCUGAAGCCCCGGGAAGAGGAUGUUAUGUGUCCACUUCCCAGGCUUUGGAAGUUGCUGUUCCAGCUUAGAACUUUUCUAGGUUCAGACUUCUUGUUGUUGCUUGGAAGAGAUUUUUUUUUAAAUAAAAAAAAUCAAAUCACCUCCAGUCUGAAUUGAUACAGUCCAGAAGCAUAUACACCCCAUCAUUUGUUUGCCAUAGUAACUGUUUGUAUGCCUGUCUGCAUGCCCUCCAACAUUUCUUUGAUGAAAACAGGGACGUCCCAUUCCAUAAUGAUGAUUUACUAUUUAUACCCCACACAUCUUACUGGGUUGCCCCAGCCACUCUGGGCAGCUUCCAACAUAUAUAAAAACAUAAUAAAACAUUAAACAUUAAAAAAAAUCCCUAUGCAGGAUUGCCUUCAGAUGACUUGGAGUUUGGAUUUGUAUUCCACCAUUCAAUCCAGAGCAAUCCUCAAGGAGAGCUUGCAUAAAAUAAUAAAAUGCACAGUUACAUUAGGCGAUGUGGCGUUUGCCCAUUCCUUGUGAUUAUGUUUGUACAGGCAGGGGAAGGGCUUAAUGUAGAUUGACCAAUGAGAAAGCUCAGAGGCGGAGCCUUCCUGGUUUUGAGGCUCAACCCAGGGUUUACCAUUGGGAGAUGGAGGAGUGAGGGUCAGACAGAGGCAGAAAAAAGUAGAACAUAGUGGUUGUGACAGAGUGAGAGACAGGGAUAGAACUGAGAGAGAAGAGUGUGACAGUGUGAGAUAGUGCCACAUCUAGUUAAGGGUGCGCAUUUGAGAAACUGUUCUGAACAUAUUUAAAACUUGUUUGUUCUUCAAUAAACUAUAAUCUUCGUUGUUGACUUUACAACCUGACUGAGACUUAGUAUUUCACCAAAAGAAACCUGGUUGAUGGCAGCAGAAGAAUAAAGUAGUGGUGUAGAGGUCAAUAGUCCAUGAAACAACCGGGGGCUCUGUACAAACGCCACAGGCUGCUUUAUCCCAUGACAGAUAGUAUUUCUCUGGGGCAGCCCAUUGCCUUCUGAACCCUAGUUCUCAUUAGAUUGUUGUGGCUAUUCUCAUUGCUUUUUACCCCAUCUCACUUCCCUGACACUACUGGCAACAAGAUGGUCACUUGCCUGGCUGUGCGCUCUGUAUUCCCUUCCCCAUGGGGACUGCAAUUUACACCUAUUAUUAGAAAGAUGAUCUAUGAUCCAUGAAGCAGCUUUUAUACUUAACAAAGAUGCUGUUGAUUCCUUGGAUGUUCAUAUCCCAAUGACAGCUCAGAGAAGUAAAAUAGUUAAAACAUUUCUCUCCAGUAUGGUGAAGUGGUUAAGAGCGGUAGACUCGUAAUCUGGGGAACUGAGUUCGUGUCUCCACUCCUCCACAGGCAGCUGCUGGGUGACCUUGGGCUAGUCACACUUCUUUGAAGUCUCUCAGCCCCACUCGCCUCACAGAGUGUUUGUUGUGGGGGAGGAAGGGAAAGGAGAAUGUUAGCCACUUUGAGACUCCUUCGGGUAGUGAUAAAGCGGGGUAUCAAAUCCAAGCUCUUCUUCUCCUAGUCAUAUUAAAUUCAAAAUCUUUGUAACACCAUUGUUUACUGAUAUAUUUGAACUGGCAUCAGGUACAGAGGUUUAGAUCCAAGAUUAUGUUUCAGGAAAUGUGAUACUGACUCUAAUUUCCCUUCCUCUUUGCAUAUGUUGAGUAUGAGCAAGUCAAAAUUAGUACUCCUAAGUCCCAGAAGGGACGCAGGUGGCACUGUGGGUAAAACCUCAGUGCCUAGGACUUGCCGAUCGUAUGGUCGGCGGUUCGAAUCCCCGCGGCGGGGUGAGCUCCCGUCUUUCAGUCCCAGCUCCUGCCCACCUAGCAGUUCAAAAGCACCCUUAAGUGCAAGUAGAUAAAUACCGGUAGGUACCGCUUUAUAGCGGGAAGGUAAAUGGCGUUUCCGUGUGCUGCGCUGGUGCUGGCUCGCCAGCUGCAGCUUUGUCACGCUGGCCACGUGACCCGGAAGUGUCCUUGGACGGCGCCGGCUCACGGCCUCUAGAACGAGAUGAGCACGCAACCCUAGAGUCGGACACGACUGGCCCGUACAGGCAGGGGUACCUUUACUUUUACCUUUAAGUCCCAGAAAUCACACUGGGCAUGCUUUAGGUAUGUGUUGUGUAGUUCAAUCCAGGUUUGCUCAGAAGUGCAUCCUACUGUGUGCAAUAAAGCUUACUAGCAGUUGAUUGGGCAUAGGAUUGCAGCCUAACUCUCUCUGGACGGUGGCCCUUUCCUUGUUGCCUUUUUCUGAACACCCCUUUCACCUUAAAAAGGUGAUCAGAAUCAAGGCCAGUCCAGUGCUGAGUUUUUAAAAUUUCCUUUUGGCCAAUUCACUCUGAGAUGUCAUUGGCCUUCCUUUCUGCUGCACCAUGCCCCUCUCUAAAGUUCAGCUUGUGAUUCAUUGCAGCUUCUAACUCCUUGACAGGCCUAAUUCCCCAUUUUAUUGUAUGCAUUUGCUGUAUGUGAUCUCUUGCACUUGUCCACUUUAUAGUUCUCAGAUGAUUACUCUAAUUUAUCAAGGUCACUUUGAUGAAAUUCUUGGUUUUCAUAGUUCCUAUCGUCCUUCCUAGCUUUGCAUCAUUAAAAAAUUGGAUUCAAAUAUUCUUCAUUUCUUCAUUUGAGUAUGCAUUAGAAAGGUAGGAUGGCAUCAGAUACAGAACAGCCUCUUUGUCAGUUUAGCAUUCACUUAUAACUAUGGGCUCAAGCCAGCCAAAAUUAAGCACUGCUAAGCCCCAUUGAUUCCAAUGUGAGAAUUAACCACUAUCUCCCUUUAAAACCAAUAAGACCUAGAAAUACUAGAUUUUAGUUGAACUGCAUGUGACUUUUGGAAUAUGGCCCAUUUCUAACAUUUGUGGACCAUUUUUCACCACUGUUCAAUUCAAGGUGCUAUUCUUGAUCAUUGAAGAACUCAUGGAAUAAGAGGAGAGGUCUUCUUAUGACCAGGAACUGUUUAAGGAACAGGAAUUAGAGAAAGGGACAAAUCUCUCAAUGGAGGGAUGUGGGAGAUGGAGUCCCUUAAGAAUCAAUAUUGGGACUUGUGCUUUGUAACUUGUUCAUAACCACUCCAGAGUUAGGGGAGAGGAGCAAGGUAGCCAAGUUUCUUGAUGAUACCAAAUUGUUCAAGAUGGUUAAAGCAAAAUAAUAAUAAUAAUAACAAUAAAAAAAUAAAAUAAAAAAUAAUCCUCCAAAAAGGAUCACUCCAAACUGAGUGUAUAGGCAGUAAAAUGGAAAAUGUAGUUCAAUGUAAACACGUGUACACAUUGGGACAAAACAAAUCCUAAGUUUAUGUAUGCACUCAUGGGGUCUGAACUGGUGGUAAAUGACCAGAAAUGAGACCUUGGGGUAGGUAGUAGGGGGUAGUUCAAUGAAGAUGUUUACCCAGUGUACAGCAACUAUGAAAAAGGUGAAUUCCAUCUUACAGAUUAUUACAAAAUAUACUGAAAAUAAAACUGCCAAUAUCAUAAUAUUGUAAUACAAAUCUGUGUAGAGAGCACACCUGGAAUUCUGUGUAUAGUUCUGGUCACUUAACCACAAAAAGGAAAUCACAGAGCUGGAAAAUUAUCAAGGGGUUGGGACAUCUGCCCUUUGAAGAAAGGUUGCAAUAUCUGGGGCUGUUUAGAAAAUAAAGAGGAGUAAGGUCUCCACCCCCAUUGUUCAGCCCGGACACUGAGGUCCAGUUUCAAGGGCCUUCUGGUGGUUCCCUCACUGUGAGAAGUGAGGUUACAGGGAACCAGGCCGAGGGCCUUCUCGUUAGUGGCGCCAGCCCUGUGGAAUACCCUCCCAUCCGAUGUCAAGGAAAUAAACAACUAUCUGACUUUUAGAAGACAUCUGAAAGCAGCCCUGUUGAGGGAAGUUUUUAAUGUCUGGUGUUUUAUGGCGUUUUUAAUAUUCUGUUGGGAGCCGCCCAGAGUGGCUGGGGACAUCCAGCCAGAUGGGCAGGGAAUAAAUAAAUAAUUAAUAAUAAUAAUAAUAAUAAUAAUAAUAAUAAUAAUUAGGUGGGGUAUGAAAGAGAAAUACAAAAUUAUGCACAGGGUGGAGAAAAUCUGUCUCAGAAUUAUACAACUUAGGGCCACCCAGUAAAGCUGAAUGUUGGAAGAUUCAGGAAAGACAAAAGGAAGUCCUUUAUUCAUACAGCACAUAGCAGCAAAUCUAUGGAAUCUGGUCUGACAUAGUGAUGGCCACCAACUUGCGUGGCUUUAAAAUAGGAUUGGUCAGCUCAUGGAAAGUAAAGGCUUUUUGUAGCUACUUGACAUGGUGGGCAUAUUCUCACUCCUCUAUCAGUAUACGAGUUGCUGGGAAUCACAAGUGGAGAGAGUGCUGCUAAUAAUCAGGUCCUUUGAGAAGUCUCCCCAUAGGCAUUUGGUGGCCACAGUGAAAACAUAAUUUUGGACUAGAAGGCUCUUUGGGCUGAUCCAGCAAAAUUGUUCUUUUGUUCACGUGUCAGAGUAUUUAAAUAAUGAAAUACCGGUAGUGCAUACUUUCUCCAUGUAUCAGGGGCCUAACACACACACAACUCUACACAAUUAGAAGCCUGAGUGAAGGGGUAAGUUUUUAACUGGAGCCAAAAUUCAACCAAUUUUAGGUGGCAGCAGUAUUUCAAGAGGAAAGGCAUUCUACAACCGCAGAACCACCACUGUGAAGGCCCUCUCAUGAGUCACAGUACUGGGGACCUUGCAUGGUAAUGGUUUAGCAAGUAGGACUAUCCUGGGAGAUCUAGGAGUCUGUAAUGGAUCUUAAGUCAUUUAAGGCUUUAUAAGACAACGCUAAAACAUUGAACUAGGUCUUGGUAGUGUAGAGUACACCUAUUGUGAAUGAAAUUCAGCUCAACAUGUGUUGUUGUGUACCAGUCAAAAAGCCACAAUUCUACAAUGCAACAGGUGCUGCAGUAUGAAAGCAUCAUUAUGAAAUGGAACAGAAAUUCAGACAUUAUAAUAAAGAAAACUAAUGCAAUAUUCCCCACAUUUGCACUCAUUCCAUGCAACCCCAUCCAAUUCUGAGAUACAGGAACUUUACCCACAAAACCUCUGUCUUCCCAGGAUUCAAUUUGAGUUUGUUAGCCCUCAUUCAGUCCAGUAUUUGUAUGUCCAGACAUUAUUUCUGUGUCUAAUGUGGCAUCGUGAUGGGAAAGACGGUGAGCAAUUGAACUGGGACAUACCUGUCUGCCUGCAUUUAAAAGUCCUCAAAGUACAGUGGGGUAGACAGGCUAUUGAAACCAGUUCCAUUAUUUGUCCCAGACGUCCCAAGCUUUGCCUUCAUUUUCAGAACUACCUUUACAUCUUAGAACAAACUGUUUCAACAGUGCUGUGGAAAUGCUUAGAUCUCUUAAAUACAAAGUUGCUAAUUUGGAUGGAUCACUUGGAGGCCUAGCUUUGAUAAUGGCAGAGGUUUCAUCAGAGCAAUUUCUUGUCUGGUUGGAACAGGUUCAUUAAGCUAAAAACACACUCAAAUCAGGCAUCUGCUUAACAAAUGCUCAUGGCAAAACUAAUUAGAUUUGCCAGGUUAGUGCGAAUCAACAGAAGUCCUGUGAGAUUCAAGCAAUAUUAUUUCUUCUGAAAUAAGGCAGGCUAGUUUUGCAGGCAAAUUAACAUGUAUUCAUUGUUAGAUGGGUUCAGAAAAAAUAUUUUUGAAUAAUUUGUUUAUGUAUCUUCAACAAUUAGGCACGUCUUAUAAGAAGAAGUGUUGAAACCUUCUGCAGGUGUAAUAUGCUCCACUCUUUUAGAAUUACUCUAAUUUCUGACUUUCAGAAUUAGCUUUCAAAUUUGCACUGUCUCUAUAGUGGCAAGGUAUCCUUUCUGAGUGGAGCAUCGAUUUGAACCCAAAUACCAAUCUGAACACUCUAGAUAAUAUCAUGCUUAAGUCCAAUUGUGGCCAGAGCUGGCUCAAAAUAUUUUUCUGCCUGAGGCAAAAGACAAGAGCUCCCCCUCCACAAUUCCACUUGGAGAAGUCCUCUGCCACCUCUGAAGGAAGCAGGUGGUACAAGACAGGUUGUGUGACAUGCACAGUUCUAUCCUCCAAUAGAAGAAUGCCUGGCGAACUCAGGAAGAAUGUCCAGCAGGUCACUGCUGCCUGCCACCCAGCACCUGCUGCUUGAGGCAAUCACCUCACUCUAUUGGUAGGGCUGGGCUUGAUCAUGAGGCUUAUACCAAGCACAAGCAACUUGUUCUACUGAUGUCAAUGGGACUUAGUCAAUUUUCUCUGGGUUGAAGCCUUUGCCUACAUCAAGGAUGAGGAACCUCUGGCUCGCCAGAUGUUGCUGGACUUCCACUUCCAGCAACCCAAAGCAGCAUGACCAGUGUUCAGGGAUGAUUGAAGUUGUAGUCCAGCAACAUUUGGAGGGCCAAAGGUUCCUCAUCCCUGAUCUACAUCAUACUGGCUCUGCAGUGACAGGAAGUUGGUAUUGUAUGUUAACCAGCUGUGGACACAAUUGGUUGUUACUCUCUUACAAAUGGGACUUUAAAAUUUGUUGAAUUACAGAAAGGAAUACACUUCUAUUUUAUGCUCUGCAAAUAUUUUAUGCAAAUCUUUCGUUCUCCCCCUCUUGUUCCAUGCUGUCCAGUUUUGGUGAGCCUUCCUAGUCUUUUGUGAUUAUUCUCACAUGAAUACUUCCGCACCCCUUAACUCAUACUUGUUCUAUAUUUUGCGGUAUGACAGGAUUUUUUUUUGCAUUCAUUAGGACAGUACUUUGUUUGUUUCUGUCCUUUGUGGAUGUAUUUUACUUUUGUUUACUGCUCUGUCCUUUGAUUUUCAUGUCAUCUUUAUUGUAGCUCCCCUUUUUUGCUGCUGAUCUUUUCCCUACUGAUUUAUCCUUCCAUUAUAAUGGUUUUUCUUCAUGUUCUCUCCCAUCUAUCUACUGUAGUCAGCCAGAGAGCACAUCUUUCUACCACAGUGUUUUAUUCUUCUGAUCAGCAGAUCGCCUUUGUGCUCUGCCUCACUGCUGAUUUACACUCUUCUGUUACGAGCCAGGUUAUGUAGUAGCCACCCUUCUCUUUAUAGGUUAGACAAUUUUUGUGGUGGCCAAUGGUUCUAUUUACUCUUCGUUUAAAGAUUGCAACCAGAAGACAAGCUUUUUGAAAAAAUAAAAGCAGCAACAACCAAUGUUGAAAUAAGAUCCUAAUUAUCAGUUUCAUUCAAUAUUAUUUUAACUUGGAAGGUUGUUGGCAUAGAAAUACUUCUCAAACUGAUAUGAAAUGAUUUAGAAAACAAGGAUGUCUACAUCCUUUGAUUGAUUAGCUGUCUGGCCUUUAAUUCAAUCAUUAGAAACAAAGGUAAAUACCACAGAAUGCCACCGUUGGUGAAAGUCUGAAAAUAUUUGAUUAAAAAAGUAAUUGACCUAAACAUAUACGGAAUUUAUUUAGGGGAUGGGGAUAAUUUUAAGCAACUCACCUACUCUAGGGAUGUACUCAUCCUAGAUGUUUGACAAAGGAUGUGGUUACAUCCUAAGGAAGGUGCUACUAGUUGUAAAGAGAAUUAAGACUUCCAACAUCUUCUUGCGUUUGCUGUUCCUGGGUAGAGAUUACCUUUAUGUCACAAGCACUUUGAGCCUUCAGUGGCAACCCACAGAAUGUCUGUAAGAGAUACUGUCUGCAUACACACCAUACCCUGAAGGCAAAUUUAAAGCACAUGGCUUUCCUCAAAGAAUAAUGGGAAUGGCAGUUGGGUGCUGGGAAUUGGAGGUCUGUGCAAAGCCAGAUCUGGCCAAAGGUUGGAGCAGCAGGAAGACCAGCAAGAAAAGCCUGGAAACCUCCUUGCACUAACAGACCAGAGAGGGUCCACUAGUAUACCCCUCCCCCUCCCCCUACACAGAUCAGGCAGCUCUGGGCACCAGGGAGACUAUGCUUUUGUCAUUUCUUGUUGGCCAUGAACAAAUUCAUCUUGCUUCCUGGUUCUCAGCCUUUGUUUUGCCCUGUCCUGGACACAGUUUAUCAGGAGCUGAGUGUGACAUGGUCAUGAUGCUUCUCUCACUUUUAAGGAUAACAUAAAUGAGGCUGGAGAUGCCACUUAUUUUAUUGGCAGUGCUGCAAAAUAUAUUUCUCAUUGAUUUCAUCUGUUUCUCCCCAAAGUACACAUUUCCUCUCAAAAUAGGCAUUUUCAAAUGUGUUUUGAUAUACUUUUUUGUCAAGAACUGCUCCGGAACAGUUGGGAAAUGUGAAGGCUGCUAGAUCACCACGUUCCAGUAUGCACACUAGUCCAAGAGAUACAGAUCAGGUCAAUUUGUACUGGGAUUUGCAAAGAUUGAAUUCCUCAAGCAUCUUUAACUGUAACUCAUUUUGGUGGAGAGAGCUCAGCUUUUCAAUUGCAACCUAUGCCCCUAGGCUUUCCUUUUCCCUUUUCUGAUUGUUUGAAGUUCUCCAUUGGUUGGCAACUGCCACAAGCAGAGGACCAGUGGUUGCCUUAAGCAGAGCAGUUCAAUGGAUCAUCCUAUAUUCUGAUAUCGCUAAUAAGCAUCCAUCUAGAAUGGACAACUCCAAUUAAAAGCUGGUUGUUUCAAAACUACAAUUUGCAGUUUAUGAGUCAAUUACCUUUUCGUAAAUCAAAUGAAUGCCUUUAACCAUAUUAAAAAAAUAUUCUGAAAAGGUGUUCCAGUCUUGUUUACGCUUUCAUUUUAGAUUGAAAGAUGUUCUGAAAUAAACUACCUACCAGGAAUAAAUUCACAAGGGCAGCUGAUAGCAUGUUUCCACAAGUUUCUUAAAAAAAAUAAACUAAACCAAUCAACCAAAAAAGAAACAUUUAAGGAAGGCUGUAAUUAACCACAUUUUAUUAUACGUUUUAUUUUAUUUUUAUUUGAGAGUGGCAUUCGUGAAAGGUAUAUGAUUAUUAUACUGUGGUUAUAAAUGCUUAGCUGACAAAGUUAACUGGGAUGAUAAGCUCAUAUAAAAUGAUAAGGGAGGAAAUGAUUGAAUGGAAUACAUCUAUUUAUCUAUGAACUAGGUAUAACAGAUUUAAGGUUAGACUGUUCAUUGCUAUAAAGGAAAUUAAUCUAAAUUUUUUAUAAGCAAACACAAUUAUUUAAAUAUUUGAUAUAAGAUUUUAGAGGUAAUUCCUAUCUGUAAUGGAUUUACCUCUAAUAGAUAAUAGAUUUACAUUUACAUUUUAAAGAGAAAAUGAAAUAUAAUCUUAAAGGUCUUGUAUUAUCAUAGGAACAUUGAAUAGUUUAUAUAAUAGGAUGUAUUGCACUAAACAAUAUGCUUAAUAAUGUUCGUAUAUAAUCAUUUAGAGUUUGUAUGGCACAUGUAUUGCCUAUAUUCAUUAAAUAAAUAAAAAUGUUUAGCUUAGGUUUAGCUCAUUAUUGGGCAUAAAAUAAAAGGUAAGCUUGGACACAAUAGGAGACAACAGAGAAAGCUGUAUAAUUGAUAUGACAGCUAGAAACUACUGACCACAUACUCAUUUGUAAUGAUUAUCAUAAUGAAGGAAUAACUAUUAUAACUAAAAGUAUCAGAAAAUGAAAUCACCCUUGUUCAACCAUAUUUGACAGUUUGGAAAUUUGUUUUUAGGGAAAAGGAUAAUGAAGUCCUUAUAUUUGAUGGUGAGUUUGCUAGAGAAUGCACUGACCAUCCAAAAGUUAAGGGAAGAGUAAAAGGAUGUUUAGAUAUUUAUCAUCAUGAGGGUGAUGGAUGACAUCUUUCAGCCACUAGUAAUGGGAUUUUAAAAAUUCAGAUAGGAGGGAAUUCAUACUUAUUUUAGAUAAACUAUCAUUCAUCCAAAAAAGGAGUGGGUGAUUUAUUCUGCAUAAAUAUAUGAGCUGGAUGGACUCAGUUUACAUAUAUUAUUUACAUAUAAAUGGCAUAAUUUGCAUGAAUUUGGAAACAUGUUUGCAUUUGGUGGGCAGGCCUUUCUUCUCUGUUUCUCAGGGAGAUUAGAAGCAACAGUUCUGAGAAAGUUCUGGAAAUCAGAGUUAAUAAAUAUAUUUAUUUGUACUUAAUGUAUAGGAACUUACAAUGUUUGCUCACAAAACAUGCAGUGCUGGAUUACCAGAUAGGCAGAAUAGGCACGGGCCUAUGGGCCUUACACUUUUUAGGGGCCCUGUGACAAUAUUGAUUUGAUCUUGAAAGAAAAUUACAAUCAAGCUUUCUUAGUUCAAUGUUAUCUGACUAGAGCGCACACAUGAGCUCCCCCCUCCGAGAUUUUGACUGCUUAAGGGCCUCCACAAGAUUUAAUUCAGCACUCGAAACAUGUCCCAACAGAACCAAAGAGAAUUUGUUGCACCAAAUUUGGAAACAUCAUAUAAAGCUUCACCAACAAAUCUUUUUCUGUUGCAGACCCUGGCAUCUCAAAUUUCAGUGGUGCCCUGUGCGACGCCAAAAUCCAUCACCCUCUUGCCUCCUGUUGGAUGUCAUAGUUGCGGUGCCUGCUGUGGAGCCCCAAAAGCUCCAUGCCUGGUACGACCAAACCAGUCAUGCUCCCACAGAUCCACCUUUGUCUUUUGGUUAGCAUGGCUGGCCAACCCACUUCCUUUGUAAUUACAGUUCAACAGCCACAUGUUGUAAUGACCCUGGAGUAAACUUGUUAUUGUGUGUGAGAGAGAGAGUGAGUGAGAGAGAGAGAGUGGGUUAACCUGUAAAGCUUGCAGUCCACUCCUCUUCAGGUAACAAACUAGAGGAGCUUUCUGUAACUUGGUGCCCUCUAGAUCCGAGAUUGCCAAAGUCUCUCCCCCUCUAACCACUUGAAAAUUGUUGAGUGUUUUGAUGGGCUUAAUGGUUUAUCUGCCUGUUGUUUGGUAAUCGUAAAGUGUUUUUUUAAUUACAUGGAAUUCAAAUGUUAAUACAAGAAAACACAAUAAGAAAUAAUAGAAGCAUUAAAGAAUAAUAGAAUCAUAGUAUUAUAGAGCUGGAAGGGACCGCAAGGGUUAUCUACUUUCUUGUAACUUGAAGCCGUUGGUUUGGCUUCUACCCUCCAGAGCAGGAGAAAACAAGCUUGCUCCAUCUAGCAUGUGAUAGCCCUUUAGAUAUUUGAAGAUGGUUAUCACAUCUCCUCUCAGUCUCCUCUUUUCCAGGCUAAGCAAACCCAACUCCCUCAACCAUUUCUCAUAAAGUUUGGUUUCCAGCCCCUUGAUUAUCUUGGUCACUUUCCUCUGCCCAGCAUUCCAGCUUGUCAAUAUCCUUCUUAAACUGUGGUGCCCAGAACUGGACACAGUACUCCAAGUGUCCUCUGACCAAGGCAAAAUAUAGUGGGACUAUUACUUCCCUUGAUCAGGACACUAUACUUCUGUUGAUACAGCCUAGAUGUACUACUGGCAAGUCAGAUAUCCACCGUCUUAUAUUUGUGCAGCUGUUUCUUCCUGCCUAAGUGUUGAACCUUACAUUUGUCCUUAUUGAAAUUCAUUUUGUUAGUUUUGGCCCAGUUCUCCAAUCUGUUAAGGUCAUCUUGAAUCCCAACUCUGUCUUCUGCGGCAUUAGUUACCCCUUCUGUGUUACCUGAAAAUUUGAUGAGUGUGCCCUCAGUUCCUUCAUCCAAGUAGUUUAUAAAGACAUUGAUCAACAAUGGGCCCAGGACAGGACUCUGCCACAGUCCACUUGUCACUUUUUUCCAGGAUGAUGGCAAAGAAAUAUAAGUGAGCACUCAUUGGGUAUGGUUAUUCAAUCCCCAAAAUUACAGCUUCCGUGAAAUCUUCAACAGCAACCCCAAGGAGAGUGCACUGCUAUAAUCCAAUCAGGUUACCAGUAUAUGGACUACUGCAACCAUGCUAUUCCUGCCCAGGAGUGGUCAUAGCUGGAUGGCCAACUAAAGCUGGCCAAAAACACUCCAGGCCACCAAUAGUAAUUGAGUCUCAAGUGGCAGUGUUUAAGAGCACUCCCAGAUUAUUUAUCUGCUCCUUCAAGGGAAAGACAAUCCUAUCCAGGGUUUCUGGAUCAGGCCCUAUGCUGGCUAGCACCAGUUGUGAGAGCAGUUUGGGAUCCAAGAGAAUCCACGACAACUCAGCCCUGACUGUCCAUACAUUUGUUUGCCGGCAGGGAGGAUAGGCAAUCCCAGAUUGCACUGAUAGUAGGCUUUGGUAAAAGAGGGCAGAGAGAUGCCUCAGUUCAAUCCAACCUCUUGCCCAUCAACCCAUUUGGAUUGUCAUGUGCAGUUUGGCUCAUAAUGACAUUCAGUUUUGUUGCAUUGUCAGCAUCGUUCAAAUAUUUAAAAAUAUGUUACCCACCACUGAAUCCAAGGAAAAUCCCCUUUUAAUCACAAAAUACCUUUGCCCAAUAAAUUAUUUUAAGAAAGGACUUACAGGCUCCCAUUAAAAUUGAUAGCAAACCUACACAUUUAUUUCAUCCCCAUUUUUCUGGCUAGUGACUAUUGUGUGCUUUGCAUAUAGCUUUCUAUACUAGAGGGCAUACUUUCAUUGUAGAGCGCUGAAGGAUGAAUUAAUAGAAAAAAAAGAAAAGAAAAGAGAGAGAUGCUAAAUAUGGAAGUUUAAUACAACAAAAUGCUUUUCUCAAAAUUGCUAUCCCUGGGUGCCAUUUGGGAACAGUUCAACAGAAGAGCUGUUCCAUUUGUCUGCUGCUUUUGAAUUGUGUGUUAACUUGUGUGGAAUGCAGGGAAAUAAUUCAUUCUCUUUUCAGUUUGGUGGGGAGAAAACCUGAAUAGGGAAUGAUCUCAAUGAGGUUAAGUAGAGCUGGCUGGUGCCCAUUGGGUAUGUUGAGGGAGAGGGCAGGCCAGCUAAAGUAUACACACAGAGACACACCCACACACCUUUAUCAUCCACACCCACACAACUACAGAGACACACUCAACACAAACUGUCACACAUGAACAGGGAAGAGCAGGGUGUGGCAUCUCCCGUUCAGCACUUGAGGGCUUCUGCCACCUGAGGCAGUGUCAAGGAGCUGUCAGGUAAGUACAGAUCAUUCAUGGGGCAGGAAAGAACUUGAGACACAAAAUGUAAUUAGCUUUUAUUAAAAGAAAGUGACAACACAGCAGAGUUCCUCUGGCUCAUCUCCUCUACUUGGAGAUGUUGCUGAAACUGACCACUGCCUGAUGUACAUCUGAUGAGAGUAGCAUUCCCACUGUAGUGUAUGCACUCCCCCCCCCCAUUAUCUCUAGUAAAGCAAGAGCAUAAUGUUCCUUAAUGUCUGAAAUACGUUUUGACCCUGAGUGAUACUUUCCCACCAUGUGCUGCUUUCUUUUCCUUUCUCUCCCCCCACCCCCAAUGUUUUCUUUUUAUAAAUAGUGGCUAAAGGGAAUGCUACAGUGUUUUAAAAGCCUUUUAAAGUUUGAUGUUGGCCAAACGUAUCAUUUCUUCCCCCCGUUAGUGGUGUAUCUUAACAUUGAUCGGGUUAAUAUUUUAUGGACCAAACCUCCAGUUACAUAAAAGCCUCUGAAUGGGGAAUUCUGACUCAUUUAGGUUUCUUUAGCUAUAAAAGAUACCUCUUUAUUUCACCCCAAGGUACCCUGUGAUCUGCGCAUCUCUCUCUUUCAAGAUAGCUGUGUCUGGUAGGGUGAGGGGAGCCAUUAGCUAUAUGCUCACCAGGCUAAGUCCUGCUCCAUUGACUGCUCUGUUCUCUCAUCGGUGGAGUUGUGAUCUGAUAGAAGAAUUCCCUCUAAGCCCUUAUCCAAGCCAUUCAGGCUCUGAAGAAGUCAGCAUGCAGUCCAGCUUCUUUUCUCCUUCUUGGCUUGGCUGGUUCAGUCUCCUGGGGGUGAUAGCUGUCUUUCCAUCUAGUCUUUCUUUUUAAAGGGUUUCCUGGUCAGAAGCAUUACUUCAGGGCCAUAAAUAGGUAUGCCCUCCCAGUACUGUCCUUCCGGUCAUUUGAUUUGUGGCAUCCACCACAAACAUGCCACCUUGGGAUGAACUUUUGGCUUCUGUAAGGCUGCUCACCGGUGGCAAGUGCUGACCUGCCGUACCUUUCUCCAGGUUGGAUUAUUAAGACUUCCUGACUGGCAACUUGUAAAUAAAUCAGGGUGACCAAAUCCUGAUAAAGAUGUAAAAAUGAAAGACAUUUACAGGCACUCCAAUCCACCAGGUUUGGGGUAUACACUCUGUUGGGGUUCUUGCAUCUCUGUACUUGCCAUCGAGACUGACCAACCAAAAUGUCUCUGUAUAGAAGGUAUGGUGUAAAUCAGCUGACAACCAAUCAUCUUGUGACCAUGUUUGCAUCUUCACAAUCCAUAAAGUGUACAACUUCACUCCAGCUGUCGGCACUUUUAGAAAAUGCGGCUUUGCAUGGCUGCAAUUAGGGCGCAGUUACAAAAAUAUCUCUCUCAAGAAAAUAAUGAAAACAAAAUACUCCUGUGACUGACUACGUUGAAGAAAUUUGCAAUACUGCUCAGUUUAACAGAAUAUGGACAGGCAUGAGUUUGAGGAUCAUCUUGUCUGUCUCUUAGUGCUGACCCAUUUCAUUGAGCUUGAGCUUCCGCAGCCGCUGGCUGCCAUGGGCAAGACGGGCAGUACCAGCAGCAGAUACGUUCUAUGUUUAUGAUAAAAUUUUAUUCUCUUGUUAAUUGUGCUGUUUUAAAUGUGCAUUUUAUAUAUGAUUUCCUUUAAUAAUGUUCUCUCUCGAAAUGUUGACUUUACUGCAUCAAAUGUGCACUCUGUUGCUGACCUCCUUUGUCAUGUUUUCUUUUGAAGUCUUUAAGAUAAUAUUUUAGCGCAGAAUCACCAUGGUUUGUGCACAUUCUCCAUUGAUCUCACAAGUGCCACAGCAUAUGCACAAUACAGCUUUAAGAUAAUAUGAGUCAGAGGUAAUUGUUAAAUACUAGGAAGGAAAGUGUUAACCAAAGAGUUUGCCAAGUUUCCACUGCUCUUGUCUUAGGUUAAUUGGAUUUUCAUUUUGUGGAUUUCAUUUUCAUUUUCUGUGGGUUCUUCUUAAACAACAACGUAAUUAUGAUAUAACAAGUCUAAGGUAGCUGGCUCUAACUGAUCUUCCAAUAAAUUCAAUGACAGAUGAGGUGAUUAGACAGCACACAAUUACUUUAAAAUGAUAUUUCUAAUGUAGCUUUACUGUGUAUAGAAGGGGGGGGGGAGUAAACAAAACUAAUGUACUUUGAAGGAAUCCUAAUUGUGACUUGUCAAUUUUAUUUCCCAGGGGGUAUUUUUUAAAUACAGUGGUGCCUCGCAAGACGAAAUUAAUCCGUUCCGCAAGAGUCUUCGUCUAGCGGUUUUUUCGUCUUGCGAAGCAAGCCCAUUGACGGAUUAGCGCUAUUAGCGCUAUCAGCUGUUUAGCGGCUAUUAAAGGCUUAAAGGCUUAGGGGAUUAGCUGCUAAAAGGCUAUUAAAGGCUAUUAAAGGCUUAGCAGAUUAGAUAAAGGGGGAAAAGCGAAAAAAUCUCUAGACUCGCAAGGUAUUUUCGUCUUGCGAAGCAAGCCCAUAGGGGAAUUCGUCCUGCGAAGCAACUUCAAAACGGAAAACCCUUUCGUCUAGCGGUUUUUCCGUCUUGCGAGGCAUUCGUCUUGCGGGGCACCACUGUAAUACAUUUAGAUGCCAGUCUUUUAAAUGUAGACUUCUGUUUUCCUAUCAUGAAACAAUUACGCUGAAGUAAGACUGGAGAACAUAAUUGCAGUAGGUUGUUCAUCACUACUUUUGUGAUUGUAGAGUGAUAUGCUUAAAAUCUGCUUGUUUGAGUAACAAACUGAAUUUUUUUAUCAGUUUAAUUGUGUAAUUGUAAUGAGUUAUGCAGCACAGUAACAUUGAAAUGAAAGUGCUGCAGUCAAUUCUGCUAGACUUUAGGAGGGCUUCUGUUGGCAUUGGGAGUCAGAGUUCAAUGUAUUUGCCUUAGAUAUUAUACAGUAUAUGAUCAAGCCAGUGCUAUUUUCUAGGAAAAGAGAUACUGAAACUCACCAUGAAUGUGUCCCUUGUUCCCUUAUAAUGGCAAAGGGGCCCACCUGCAAGGUGCCAGAACUGAGUUCCAGUGAGUUCUGGAUGAAAAAAGCCCUGGAAUGAGCACUAUAUACAUUUUUACAAAUAAAUUAAUUAUGUGUCUUAAUUAUUAUUAAUUUUUACUGAUUGUGCCCAGUAUGUUCCACAUACAUUACUUAUUCUUAAAGUGAAUAAUCUGAUAUAAUGGACAACAACAUCCCACAUUAAAACUUUCCCUUUUCCUAAUGAGUAGCCUGUAUAUAAUUCCAAUGAGCAGGCAGUCAUUAAAGAGCUCAGUCUGCGGCUUAUUGCAACUAAUUAUUCAGACUUUAGCACAUAAUUAACAUCUUUUUAUAGCCUCUAACUCUCCUAUUCUCUCUCUCUCUCUCAUUCUCUCUGUAAAUAACUUCAGCAAUCCCGAGUGUUCACUUGUGUGGAGCUGGAGAGUUCUCUAGGAAUGUCAGGACAAGAGGAGACUCCAUAGAUUUGAAAAGCAAAAGGGACAAUAAGCUGCCUGUUGGAUGGAAAAGGAAGAUAUUGUUGCACAAACCUCUGAUCUCUGAGCAGUGUGAGAUUCCAUGGGUUCCAGGCACUUACCCAGUGUUUGGUUUCCUUGGAAUGAGGGAGACUGUGGAGACUGUGGUGUCUUUAUGAUAUAUGGCUCAUUUCAGGGAAUAUUUUCAGCCAGAACUUGAUGGAACUCAGUUCUAGCACCCCUCAGAUGGGCACCAUUGCCUUUCUAGGAGAACAAGGGAGGUGUUCAUGGUGACUUCUGCAACCUCUUUUUCUAUAAAAAUAGCACUUGUUCAUUUGCACAUAUACACAACCUGAGCCUGUGAUGGAGGGACUCACAGUGUUAACACCCCAAGAAGGUCUUGCUUCUCCUAUGACCACAGCCUUGGAUUCCAGCCGAAAUCAAGCAUGACUUUCCCUCACAAGCUUCAGGCUGCUACCUGUUUCUAGCUCUCUCUCUCUCUCUCUCUCUCUCUCUCUGACACACACACACACACACACACACACACACCUCAACCCUGGCUUUUGCCCUUCUAACAACCAGCCAGCUGAGUGGAGUCACCCAUUUGUCCGGUGGCACAAAGCCACUUCCUUUGUUACUGUAACAACCCAUACUUAAUGGGCCAUUACCAAGAACCUGGCCUUGCUAUUCCAAAAACCGAAUCUUUUCUGAAUCCAGGAAUUAGGAGGGACUCAGGCACACUGCCUACCCAACCCUACCCUAACUUACGACAGUAUUAAAAUGCUGGAGAAGCUUUAAAAAAUAUUGGCACCUCUCAUCUGGCUGACAUGGUUGGAGGUUUAAAAGGCACCCCCCAGAUUAUGGAGACCUGUGUUUUAGAGGAGAGUUGUAUUUCACAUUUUAAAGCCCUUUGCUCAUCAAAGUAAGGUUUGACAAUACACUAUUUCUCUGGCUGGUGUUGGUGACGGGUUUUUAAUUUGUCACCUUCUAGCUCUAACAGCCAGACAAGGGCCUGAAGAAAUAGUUUUACAUUCUUCAUUUCUUCAGUAAACUUUUAAAAGAUUGGCAUAAUGUAAUACAAGGUUGCUGAGAAUGAUCCAAAUGCUUGAACUUUUAAAAGAAAACCACACACACAACUUAACUUAUAUCCCUAAACACCUAUUUUGGUAUGUGGAGUUAAGAGAACUAAGCUAUAAGGUUGAAAUUCCCCAUUUUAAAUCUUACCUCAACCACAAAAAACCUUGUGGCCUUAGAUAACUUUCAUCUCAGCUUCAUUGCCCCCUCAAUCUGUAAUCUAUUAAUAAUAUCAGCCUACCAUACCAGGUUGUUGUAGCAGAUGGGGAUUUCCGCUAUAGCUUAACCCCCUACAAUAGCAAAUAUCAGAGGGUUAAACUGAACAGUAAAUAGUUUAUUUCAGUUUAUUAAAAUAAAGAAAAAGGAGGGGGGAAGAAUUAUUAAACAAUUCAGGUUGUAUUCAACACUAGUUCUACUCAGUAUUUAGAAAUAGAGUGCAACAAGAACAUUUCAAUCUAAACCAGAUGCGAAGAAUGUUUGGCCCUCUAGUUUUUGCUGAAUGACAAUGUCCAUCAACUCUAUUCAGCAUGUCCAAUGGCCAGAGAUGAUGAACAUUGUAGUUAGUAACAUCUGGUUGGCCAAAGGUCCUCUAUAUCUGGUCUACACAACACCACCUUCACUGAAAAUUCCUGUUCAUAUCUGGAAGAGGCUAAGUGGUUCAUAUGUGUAUCUACCAUUUUGGGUGUCAAAUAUUUUCAUUCUCACAUCCACAUGCAAAAUCAAUAUAUCCUUGAGGUGAUCUGUAACCUAGGUGGUUAAGUUUGUUUGACAUAAAAUUGUUUUCAUGACACAGCUUCCCCCUUCCAGCCCCACCGUUGUUACCAUUUUUGGCUUGUGGUCUUUUUUGUAUAGCAAGAUUUAGGUUAUGGACUGUAGUAAUGGAACUGCAUUUCAAAUUUAGCAAAAUACCAUUAAGAAUUAAUUUAAGAGUCUGGCUGCGUUCAUGAAUCACAGCUGUGUGGUCAUGUAACACUUUGGAUAGACUUUCUCAGCAAAGCUCUGAUGAUAAUUUUUUGAGUGCAGACAGUUCUUCCUUUCAUUGUGGUGAGAUUCAUAGGUAUGAUUUAAGGGAGGUGCUUUAGCAGAAAUGCUGAGAGAGUAGAAAGCAAAGUUAUGGAUAAUAUUCGGGAGGUAGGGAAACAAUAGAUGGCUGGCCUGAGUCUACGUCUGCAAAUGAUAUAAACAGUUGUUAUCUUCAGUUCAUGCAAUUUGUAGAACGUUACAUUUGAAAAGGAAUAAAUGAAAUACAUAUUAAGGAAGAAUCAUUGCAAUGAUUUACUUGAGAUCACCCACUGGACUACAUUUAAAAUUCACCUGGAGGGUACACACAAAUCUCUGGAUGUUCGUGGUUGUCUCACAUGCCUCGCUAGGGGAUGAUCAUCUUCUGGUGGCAGUAGAUCAAGACAUUUCUUUAGCCUUGAUCACAUCACAUGAUGUGAUGUGAGGUCUGGGCUUUUCAGUUGGGGUUUUGCCUGCAUGGAGGAAUGUGCAUGAUGGAGGGGGGGGGGGCAGCUGUGCCAGCUGCUCUACCACGGGUUGGCUACAUGCACAAGCCAUUUCUCAGAUGUCUGCUUGAAUAGGAAUAAAUAAGUAACUAACAGUAUAUUGGCAGGGGGACAUAUUAGACCAGCUAAAGUCAUACCCUUAGAAAUGCUUUUCAGCCCACAACAAACAUGGGGGUUACAUUCCAUGGGGAUCGUACCUAAAGCCAAAAUCACACAUAGUCAAAACACAUUGGGUGACAUGAUGCAAGGGAUCAAAAGUCUUUUUUCCUGGAUGCCCAUCUCCUUUUAAAUUUUAAUGUGUCUCUUUUUUUGUCAAGCUCGUGAAGCUGAAUGCGCACAAGUUAAAUGUGUGUAUGUUGCAGGCUUCCUGUACUUUCCCCAGAAUAGCUGGCUUGGGUGGGCUGGCUCAGGAAAACUCCGCCGAGCUAAACACGGUGUGUGAGCCCUAUGCUGUUUAUCUCUGCUCUACAUGAAAUUGGAUUUUAAUGAAUUUCCCCAAGUUCUUAUAUUUCCCAAAUGUCAGAUGCAUAACAUUUGUGAGAAUUAUCAGUGUGCACCUUUUAAGCCAAGGUGGGCUUUACUUUUAAUCUUUUCCCAUCACACUGAGCAGUUCACCUCUGGUUGUUCUUGAUUUCUGCCUCCUUUCUGAUGUCACUCUCAUGUCAAGAAAACAUCCCAGCCAUCAGCCAUGCACUUUCAUACAGCUGGUACUGGCAACAAUACACCCACCAGUACUCCUAGAAUGGAAAGGUAGCAGCCAGAUAUCUUCCCCUCUCCCCACUCAAUGGUUGGUGGGUUUGACUAGCAAAGUGCCUUGCCAUGCAAUUUUUUUUUGCAAUAUUUAGCCUAAACUCUGUGAACCUUGAAUUUCAAAACAGAAAGGAACACUCAUUCUGACACUCAUUUUGGCUGUGCUUCAGUGUGCUUCCAUGUCUUCAGUGCUAAGAUUAGAUUUAAACACCCCAAACUGCAAAUUGUAACAGAAAAUACCCAGGAGCAACCUUAGCUGCAACAUUCAGAGGGUUAAAAAAAAGUAAAUUAGUAAAGAGUUUUGUAACAGGUUCUAUAUGCUGUAAAUUCUAUGUGUUUAUUAUUCCCUAAUGUACAAAUUGGAGUGUGCUCAAGAGGCUCAUAAAAUCAAGAAAGUGGAUAUAUGCACAACGUGGCUUGACCUCUUUUGCAACAGGCAUCAUCAUGCCUCGAAUUUUCAAUGCUGUUUUCCAGGAAAGCAAUGGAUCAAACAAAUUGCGGGAGAGGUCUAUUAUAUAUCAGGUUAUCUUCCUAAUGUAUGCUCUUUAUCAAAAGGUGCUUUCACAUGUCCCUCAGUUGGCCUAAUGCAAGAGGUUUUCUGGGUUGAUUUGUGAUACAGAAAGGCAUUUUCCCAUGUGUAAAUAAGGAGCAGCUUGGUAUGUGGAAUGGCUGCGGAAAAUUGAAUAAUGUCACAGUGGUUUUCAAGCUUAUCCCUAUUCCAUUGGUCUAGUUUUGUGUGGUGCAUAAGUCCACACUGCUAAUAAAGAAAUAUGGAUAGAGAUUUUAAAGACCUAGGAAACGAUGCAUGUGUUCCUGAACCUCCACUUUAAGUUAAAAGUGUGCAUUAAGCAUAAUCAGAGGAUAGUGGGAAAAGAUUGCACAAUAAGUAAGGGUAAAGUGUCAUAUGUUGCAUUUGAUUACAGAAACAAACCCUUUCUUUACUAGAUGAGAACUUUGCCUGGUAUAAAUCAAGUGUUGCAUUCCUGGAACAAUAUAGAUUUAUAGAGAGAAGCCUGCCUUAGUCUCUAUUCUGCUCCAUAUAAUACAUUGUUUGCAAAUGUAUCUAACUCAAAGGUUCGCUAGCAAAAGUCUGGCAGCCUCUCACACCCAUUAGACAAAGAGGCAUAAAUUUGUCAUUUGAGUUCUGCUGAGACGAUAAGAAUCUGGACUUUAUUCAAGGAUUGGUUAAGCGUUAUAUCUGAAAAGGCCUAAUAUUUGAGCUUCUUUUAUACACUUAGGUGGAGAGAGGAUAUUUUUUCUGAUACCUCUGAUAUUGGUGACAUUUUUGACAAAGGUAAACUGAGGAGAAGGCAUAGCUGUGUUACAUUUCUUUCUGGGGGUACCUGCAGAUGACCUGUUUAUUGAGCACUCAUCCUGAUUUGAUUGCAAGGAGAUUAGAUGAGGUUGGCAUUCAUUCUGGUUUAUUUCCGGUGAGGUUCGAUGAUGUGCCAAAGCAAAUGUUAUCCCACACUUUCCAGUAGGUUUGUUGUGCAAGAACUCCCAAUCAAAUAUAAUUGUGCCUCCUGAAUUUGCCAGUAUGGGAUUGAAUCCCACUCAAAAAUGGUGAGCCUGGAAGCACAUCCCCUGCGUUUCUACUGUAUCCACGUUCAAUAUUUCUGAAUGUGAGUUAUUACUUUAGUAAUUGCACCUGAUAAACCAGCCAUAAUGGCUGUACUCUGCCUCCACAGUUGGAGGCAGCAAUGCUUCUGAAUACCAGUUGUUGGAAAACGCAUGUUGGCUCUUGUGCUUGAAUCCUGCUUGUGGUUUGGCCACUGUGAGAACAGGAUGCUGGACUAGAUAGGCCACUGGCCUGUUCCAGUAGGCUCUUAUGUUCUUAUAAUAGUACAGUGGUACCUCGGGUUACAUACGCUUCAGGUUAUAGACACUUCAGGUUACAGACUCCGCUAACCCAGAAAUAAUACCUCGGGUUAAGAACUUUACCUCAGGAUGAGAACAGAAAUCAUGCGGUGGCGGAGCAGCAGCGGCAGCAACAGGAGGCCCCAUUAGCUAAAGUGGUCCCUCAGGUUAAGAACAGUUUCAGGUUAAGAACGGACCUCCGGAACGAAUUAAGUUCUUAACCCGAGGUACCACUGUAAUGCCCAUGAAUGCAAUCCAGAGUACUUAGGCAUGCUUGUCACUUAUAUUCCAGUGCAGCUAACUCCUUCUAGAUUCUGCUCCAUGCUUAUAUUAAAGAUGUUAAAGGACACUGCUGUAGAGAUAGCCGGCCUGGUCACCAUUUCUCCCUACAUGUUUAGUUCAACUGUUCAUUUGUCUAAAACAAAUCACCUCUGAUAUUCUGGUGCUGAUCCCAGGCCGCCUGCAUUUCCUUCACCAUGGUGCAGCUGCAGAGAAUCCCCACACAGAGGCAGAUUUAGGUGAGCACAAGAAGUUCAGUCAUACUGGGUGCAGAGCCUCAGGGAUGCCUCGGCCCAGUAUACCUGAAGGAGCACCUCCACCCCCAUCGUUCUGCCCAGACGCUGAGGUCCAGUGCCGAGGGCCUUCUGGCGGUUCCCUCAGUGCGAGAAGCAAAGCUACAGGGAACCAGGCAGAGGGCCUUCUCAGUAGUGGCGCCCACCCUGUGGAACGCCCUCCCAUCAGAUGUCAAAGAGAUAAACAACUACCUGACAUUCAGAAGACAUCUUAAGGCAGCCCUGUUCAGGGAAGUUUUUAAUGUAUGACAUAUUAGUGUAUUUUUGGUCUUUGUGGAAGCCACCCACAGUGGCUGGGGAAACCAGCCAGAUGGGCGGGGUACAAAUAAUAAAUUAUUGUUAUUAUUAUUAUUGAUUUAGAAUGGAGUGUGAGAGGUGGAGGGUUGCUGAAUUUUAGUGCCACAGAGGGUGCCUCUGAAAUUUGAGGCCCCAAGGUCCGCCACUGCUCCGCACAAUAGGGUUUAGGAGAAAGGUAUUUGGGAUCAGAAUUUCCAUAUGGAUUUUCACUCUCUUCUACCCAUAAUUAAACAUUGAAUCCUGGAUUUAAAAAAAAGGAGCAGUCUUAGAUCAAUUAAUGCCUUCAUAUAGAAAUGAAAGCCACAGAAGAUAUAGAUAGCUUAGCAACAACUGUUUAUUUAUGUAGAAAGAGCUUACAAUUUGCAUUAAUCAAACAAAAAUGAAAGAGGUAAAUAUAGAAAGGGGGGGAAUAUGGAGCUUAGCUACCAACCCACUUUUCCUUUUCUAAUAUAUACUUUGUGCCAUUUGGUUUCCAAGGAGAAAUUGGCUGUAACUGUUUUCAGCUAUAUGUGUUGCAGAAUAGAUAUAACGCAGUUACAUUCUGAUGAGAUGAGGUUUUAUUAUAAAAAAGGCAGAAAUUAAGUUGAUAGUUCAUUCGCGUAAGGUAGCCUUAGGCAAACUACACUGCCUGCACAGCCAAGAUAACAAGAGACUUCAAAAUCUUUGCUCACUUAAAAAGCGGUGUGGUCAGCCAUAAAGGAAAACUACUUGCUAACCUCCAAAAUGCAUAUCUUAAAACAUUUUUCUUUUUCCAGAUUUUAUUCUUUAGUGUUUAUUUUAAGGGAGGCAAUAGGCAGAUGCCAAGAAGCCAAUUGCAAUUACUGGAUGUAUUGGGACUGGCAUUUCUAGAAGAGAUAUGAAAGAAUUCACCCUAGAGUACAAAGGCCUGGUCUGAUCACCUGCAUUCAAGCAGGAAGCAUUCAGUCAACAGUAUAGGGAAGGAAGUGAAACGCUUGUAAGAUUGGAAAAUAUGAAUUGAUUUACAUGUACAGUGGUACCUCAGGUUACAUACGCUUCAGGUUACAUACGCUUCAGGUUACAGACUCCGCUAACCCAGAAAUAGUACCUCUGGUUAAGAACUUUGCUUCAGGAUGAGAACAUAAAUCGUGCGGCGGCAGCGAGAGGCCCCAUUAGCUAAACUGGUACCUCAGGUUAAGAACAGUUUCAGGUUAAAAUGGACCUCUGGAACGAAUUAAGUUCUUAACCCGAGGUACCACUGUAACUCAAUGUGAACAUAAAAACAUAGCAAGUGAACAUAAAAAUUAAGAGCUCUUCUGGAUUAAUUGCAAACCCCAUCUAGUCCAGAAGCCACUCACGAGGUGCGACAGAGCCACUAUGCUAUCUUCCUGGCAUGUGGGUCACAGUUGCUUACUGGGAGGAAGAGGGGUGUGGGUUGGCCAGUGCAGUUCAAGCACAAACUAGGAAGCUAAUGUAGCAUUUCCACCCUACCCAACUGGUUGGAGAAACAUCCAGAAUGUAAGGGGGGGGAUCUCUUGCACAGCUUACAGUCAUGGAACUGCUUAGUUGAUUUCCCUUGUUCUUGUGCAGAAAUCCCUGUGGGAGACUUGCCCUUAUUGCAUGGAAGAUCGCCACAAUCUGUCCUCCAGUUUCUCAAAAGCUUUCCUCCCCCGUGAAAGAUGCUUUUGUUUUUCUGCUUGUCAGGUCAUUCUAAAAAUUCAUGGUCAAAGGUAGUAUGGAUGUUUUGCUUUCUGCUAAACAUACUCCAGCACCUUGCAGUCUCCCUGUCUGUUCAUCCUCCUUGAACUGGGAAUGCCCCAUUGGAGGAAACACUUCAUAAUGUAUUCCCCUGGGCUUUAAUUGAAUUGCAGGUGUUCAGGAAUGAUGCAGAGUGCAGACCACUUGUGAUACAAUUGUAGAAUGAAAGGACCAUUCAAUCAUUCCUCAUCCUCCUGAAAAUUAAGUAAGCAUGGUGGAAACCCUGUAUAAGAACUGAUGCACUUAACAACCCCUCCCCUAGAAGAACUGGCACAUAUUGAUAGCAAGUGAGACUGGAAAAUAAACUGUGUGGAAAUAAAAAUAUUAACUAAAGGCUUUGUUUUGCGGAAGAUCUGGAAACGAAACGAAAGGCUUUUGGGUGACGCAGUUCUAAUCGGGAUCCGCCAUUAUGAGACAGACUUUGUUGCGAUAUUUACAGUCAAAGGGGGAGGCGAGCCACUGUUCUGUUAUCAUGUUUGAAUUCUAUGUCUGAUCUGGCAAGAACUCCCCUGGAAAGGCUGAUUUAUGGAGCAACUGGUCUGGGAAAAUUAAUGAGCAGACGCUUAGACUUUAUUUCAUCGGAACUGUCGAAAUGGCGCCUGCUGCCCGAAUAGGACUUUUGGAUCAGUGUGAAAUUUCACACAGGAACAUAAUAAUGUUUGCUUCAACUCGCUUGUGGAAACAACUCAGAGGUUAUUAAGAAGAAAAACGAUAACAACAAGAAGAUUGGAAGAUGGGACUUGUGAACAUCAAAGCAGCAGAAAUAUGAGAUGAUUGGACCCUUACUGAGCUCGAAGCAUGGGUACCCCCAACAAAAAUUUUAAAAAUUCGGCAAAAUAUUUGGAUUUUAUGAUUUUAUGAUAUGUGUUGGUAUAAUUCGGAUUAAUUAAUGUGAUAUGAUUGGAUUGUUAAAUGGAAAACUUAAUAAAAAUUAUUUUUUUUAAAAAGAAUUUCAGUGAAAUUUCUUUCUCCUUUGAUAACUUUUGAAUGCAGUUUCCAUUUCUCAUUAAUUAAUGGAAUACAAUAGAAAGGAACACGAGAAUUUUUUGGAACAACUACACAGUUUCCUCUGCUCUUCUCUGCUUGGAAAGAAUGAAGUAAACCUCUAUGGCUGUUUCAAGAUAAAUCCUUGAUGGCAAUUUGUGUUCUUAACAUCUGGGGCAUGUUGUGGUAUUCACAGUGCUUAGCUAAACAAGCACUGAGACAACAGGAGUGUCCCAUUUACAUCUGGUUACUUCUUGGACUGCAGCUUAUCUUUGGUUUAACUGGUAGAUUCAUCAACUAAACUUUAGUUGAUGAUUGGUACAGACCACUUUUAAUCAAGAAUGGCAAAUUUUAAACAGUGCUGCUGUGGGUUAAGGAACAUUUAAUUAAUUGCUUAGGAUAUUUUGGCCCUGAUAUGUUCUUAUAACAGUGAAUGAAAAAGGAAAAAAAUAAAGAUAGUUUCAUAUUCUUUUAAAAAUUAAUUCAUCCCACUAUUUCUUACAAUGCCACAUUGAAACAUAAUGCAAUCAAUUAACCAAGUUAAGCAAUGCAAAGUAUCACAUUGAUGACAAAUCAAAAUAAAAUGACUUAAAGCACACUGCUCUCACUUUCUGAAAAGGGUAUUUAUACUGAUGUCUGUUUAAAUGUAAUCCAUUAAUUGACAAAAGGGAAGAACAUUAGUAAGCUAAAAAUUGCUCAGUCAUUUGGCAGCUCUCGUUAUAAUUAUGUAUGACCAUCUGUAUAUAUUCAGAAUAUAUUCUGAAAACACGUUCUUUUCUUAUCUUUUGGGUGUAGGAGGCAUCAUGUUUUAAGGCACAAUAAUCCAUAUACCUGACCACAUAGCUUUUACAUUUAUCAGAAUUUACCUAGCGUGCCUCCUUGUUUGGAGAUGGGAAUAAAUAUGAAAAGUGGCCCAAUAAAUGAAUCACUUAUUUUGCUAUUUAUUUAUUACAUUUCUAAUCCACACCCCCUCCCAAGUGAGCCGGGGGGUUUUAUGUAAGGAUCAAAGAGCUGCAGAUGGCUUGCAAUUUUCUAAGAACUCAUGUUUCUGGAACCAUGGGGCUUGCUGCUGAAAUUGACAUUUCUGUGCUCUGCUUUCGCAUGACUUUCUGUAAGAUAUUCCAACAGGGACCUAAUGCCAUGACAUGCUUACAUUGUAUUUCCUGUUGCUGCGCCAUAUAAUUCACUGCUGCUAGGGAUGCUUGAUUAAUUAUUAUUUUUCCAAAUUCUGAUUAUGAACUGACCUGUACUUCCUGGAAUAAUGUGCAGGUAACAAUGUAGUUAUCCUUCAGAUUUCACACUUCUUAGCUAAAAAUAACAUAAAAUGCCCUGAAAAUGUGUAUUUUGAGAUUGAAUAUAUUUAGAAAUGCUUAUUUUGAGAGCUAUUUUGUUUUUUUUUAAAAGUAUUUAAAUUUGUAUUUACAUGCAUGUUUUUAUUUUAAAUCACAGAUUAGGCAGGAAGAAGAUGGAAUGAACUAAAGAAUGAACAGAGGUGAAAGGGACAUGUACUGGAAACUGACUACAGUAUUCCGUUCAUCCCUGGCUGUCACUGGUGGGACUGGAGAAAUGCACAAAGCGAAAACCAUAUUGCUGGGUAAGUGUUUCUUUUUUAAUAAUAUUUUUAUUUGAUUUUCAAGAAUAAAGAAAAGAAAGAAAAAGAACAAAAGAGAGAAGAAAUAAAGUUACAUCAAAAUAUCAUAAAAAUUCCACAUACAGUGGUGCCUCGGG